Molecule: messenger RNA, 60498 nt
Organism: Orussus abietinus
Lineage: Eukaryota; Metazoa; Arthropoda; Insecta; Hymenoptera; Orussidae
Gene: sls
Product: titin
Exons: 73
Coding region: 438-59702 (19754 amino acids)
Molecular function (GO): protein binding
Source: RefSeq, a predicted model, not a curated record
GACCGGCAGCGCCGGCUCACUCGCGAUUUUCACAUUCGACCGGCGUCUUGGUUUAAAGAGCCUCGGGGAGACGGACGAUGACUUGACUUCUGCCGCGAGAACGAAGCCGCGAGGCCCGCGAGCCGCAGUUGCCCGAGCACACGACGACGCCAUUCCCCCGUGGAGUGGACCCUGAAAGGAAAGAGGGAACGAGCGAAGAAAGCCCGGAGUGGCCCGACCCUGAAGAAGGAAGAACCCCUCGAGCUGGUCCCGCCUUUCGAAUCGAUCGAACGGUUUUCGAGCCCUAGCGAAUCGCUCCGCUGCGAGAGAAGAGGUCGAAGAAGACGUUGUCGAAGAGUUUGCCCCGAAGAAGGUGUUAAAGGACAAGGAGGUCCCAAGUUAGGGGAGGGACCGACCGGUCCUCCUCGACAUCGGAGUCUUCGAGAUCGGCAGGCACCAUGAAGCGCCAGCAGAAUUCGCAGGUGCAGCAGACCCAGCAGUCGCAGCAGACCAGCUCGCAGGUGCAGCAGCAGCAGCAGUACGUGCAACAGCGGACGGAGCGACAAGUAACGCGACAGCAGGUCACCAGUCAGCAGAGAGUGCAAGGGGAAAUAGUCAUGCAGACCUCGCCGAGCGUGCCAGCAUUCACCGGCAGACCCGGAGACCCUUCGCCUCCGGUCUUCGAGCAGAUCUUCAAGAACGCGCGCUUCGCCCAGGGCGGAGACGCGAUCUUCGAGGGUCGCGUCCGCGGAAAUCCGCGGCCCUUCGUCUCCUGGACCCACAAGGGAGCCCCCCUCAGGGACUCCCAGAAGAUCCAGAUGUCUUACGACGAGAAGACCGGAGUCGUCUCGCUGAGGAUCAACCACAUCGGUCCCGGGGACGAGGGAGAGUACACGUGCAACGCGAAGAACCAGUACGGCGAGGCCAUCUGCUCCGUGUACAUCCAACCCGAGGGAUUCGGGGAACCACCCCCACAGCAACGAUCGGGCUACAAGAAGGAGUUCUCGUCCUUCCGAACUACCGAAAAGACUACCGAUGGUAGUCAGACCUUCGAACAGCGAACCUAUCGACAAACUAUCGACGGGCAAAAUUAUUUGAACGGGUCCGCGACCAGCGUGGACGAUUUCAAAGUGGACACUUUCGAGUACCGACUUCUCCGCGAGACCGAGUUCCGCGAGUCGAUAACUCGCCGGUUCAUCGGGGAGAUCGACUCGCAGAUCUCGACGAUCAUCGAGCGCUCUUCAGGGCCGGUUUCGUCGCCCAGGAUCACCCAGAAGCCGAGGAACUCGAAGCUGGUCGAGGGCUCGGACGCGAUCUUCUUGGCGAAGGUCGCAGCGAACCCGAAGCCUCGCCUUACCUGGUUCAAGAACGGCCAAAGGAUCCGCGAAUCCCAGCACAUCGAGAUCCGCCAGGCCGACCAGCAGGCCACCCUCAGGGUGAAGCAAGCCCAACCCGAAGACAGCGGCCAUUACACUCUUCUCGCGGAGAAUCCUCAGGGUUGCACCGUCAGCUCGGCCUACCUGGCGAUCGAGUCCAGCCUCGAUCAGGUGGACCAGGCCAAGCAAUCCACUCGACAGAUCCCGGUCUAUCCCCCUGCAGAACCUGCCGUCAUAUCCGAAGCCGAACAGGGCAAAGCCCUGCCGCCCAAUUUCGUGCGCACCUGCGCCGACCGCGAGGUCACCGAGGGCAAGAUGACCAGGUUCGAUUGCCGAGUGACGGGAAGGCCAUACCCUGAAGUGACGUGGUACGUAAACGGACAGGUCGUGGUGAACGAUGCGACCCACAAGAUCCUGGUGAACGAGUCGGGGAACAACUCGCUGAUGAUCACGAACGUCGGUCGCGCCGACGCCGGCGUCGUCACCUGCGUCGCCCGUAACAAGGCGGGAGAGACCUCCUUUCAAUGUAAUCUGCUCGUAAUCGAGAAGGAACAGGUCGUGGCCCCGAAAUUCGUCGAGAGAUUCACAACCACGACCGUCAAGGAAGGCGAGCCCGUCGUCUUCACCGCGAGAGCGGUCGGCACCCCGAUUCCGCGGAUUUCCUGGCAGAAGGAUGGUGUACCGAUCGCGCCUAGUCCCGAUGUGAGAGUGACCGUCGACGGCAGUGGAGCCUCCACCUUGGACAUAGCCCAAACAAGGUACUCGGAUGCAGCCUGGUACCAAUGCACGGCACAAAAUGUCGCUGGUUCCACUGCUACCAGGGCGAGGCUCUUUGUCGAAACCCCGAAGGGAACCACCCCUGAACCAAGACGCUUAAACCUACCCCGACCGACGAGAGUCAUCGAACCGGAACCAGCGCCUGGCCCCGAAGUGAUCUAUCUGAAGCACGUGGAACGUGCCAAGCCGCACCUGCCGGCCCACGAGGAGGACAGGAUCUAUCCACCCCCGCAGUUCAUCGUGCCCCUGCGCGACCUGGAUCGAGCAGAGGGUGGACGCGCUCACUUCGAGGCCAGAAUCGAACCGGUGGGCGACCCGACCAUGAGGGUGGAGUGGUAUGUCAACGGUAGAGCUUUGGAAGCCAGCUCCCGCGCGACUUCCGUCUUCCGCUUUGGCUUUAUCGCCCUAGAUCUGAUUAGCGUGACCAUCCAGGACAGUGGCGAAUAUUUUUGUCGCGUUGUCAGCUCGACGGGAGUCGCAGAAUCUCGCGCCACCCUCUGCGUGACGCCUCGCGCCACGAUCGAACGAAGCAGCCAGCACCCCGACAGCCUGCAGUACAUCCAGCAGCUCGAGGACUACUCCAAGUACCAGCGACAGGAGAGUCUCGAAGAGAUCACCGCCCAGCGCCCGGUCUUCAUCAGGCCGCUGCAGGACCUAGGUGAGCUCCAGGAAGGCAGGAACGCGCACUUCGAGGCGCAGCUCACCCCUGUCAGCGACCCCACCAUGAGAGUGGAGUGGUACAAGGACGGAAGACCCAUCACGGCCAGCUCGAGAAUCACGACCAUCUUCAACUUCGGAUACGUCUCGCUCAAUAUACUGCACCUACGGGCCGAAGAUGCCGGUUCUUACACGGUCAGGGCCGUGAACCGCCUGGGAGAGGCGAUCGGAACGGCGAACCUCCGAGUUCUGGCACGCACCAGCGUGACGACCGACUUAGGGAUCCCCGAGCAGCAGCGGUACAUCGAGGCCGCCGAGGAGCUCGAGGCCUACCAGCAGGCGAUGCACCAGAAGUACGUGCAGGAGCUACCCGAGUGCGCCAGCCCACCGGAAUUCAAGUCCCCCAUCAAGGACCAGAUCAACGUACGAGAGGGCGGAUUCGCCCAUUUCGAAGCUCGACUGGAGCCCGUCGGCGACGCCAAUCUGCGCGUCGAGUGGCUCAAGGACGGUCGCCCCGUGGAAGCUAGUUCCAGGAUAACGACCUUCUUCAACUUCGGCUACGUGGCCCUAACCCUGAAGUACGUGACCAUCCACGACGUGGGCAUCUACACCUGCCACGCGUUCAACCGCGCCGGAGAGGCUCGCACCACGGCCCAGCUGAGUGUGGUCACCAAGGACGACAUCGUCUACGACAGCCAACACCCGAGUGGUCUGCAGAAGAUCCAGAGUCUGGAGGACUCGAGCAGGUACUCGAGGCAGGUCCAGGAAGAGACCCAAGUGACCCAGGCGCCGCGGUUCCUGGGGCCCCUGAAGGGCACCAACAAGAUCGUGGAGGGCCAAAGGGCCCACUUCGAGGCCCGGGUCGAGCCCCAGAGCGACCUCACCAUGAAGAUCGAGUGGUACCGCGACGGGAAGGCCAUCACGGCCGCGAAUAGAAUCCAGACCUACCACGACUUCGGGUACGUGGCCAUAGACAUACUCCAGGUGCGCCCCGAAGACGCGGGGACGUACACCGUGGUGGCCAGGAACGCCCUCGGAGAGGCCCAACUAUCGGCCACCAUGAUAGUCGAAACGCGCUCGGCGAUCGACACGAGUAGUACCCAUCGGGGUAUCUACGAGAAGACGCAGCGCCUCGAGGAGUCGCGCUUCGUGGAGCCCAGGUACCACGUGGAGGAGAUCUCCAAGUCGAAGCCGAUUUUCGUGCAACCCCUGAGCGAACCUAGACCCGUCAGCGAGGGGAAGAAUAUCCACCUGGAGUGCAGAUUGGAACCCAUGGGAGACCCCACGAUGCGCGUCGAGUGGUUCCAAAAUGGCCGACCGGUGACCGUGGGCUCCAGGUUCCGUACCUACUACGACUUCGGCUUCGUCGCCCUGGACAUCGUCCACGCGACAGCCCUGGACACGGGAGAGUACACGGUCAGGGCGACGAACCACCUGGGAACGGCUCACACCUCCGCCUGCGUCAGGGUCAUAGGUCGCUCCGACGUGCUGACGGAUUCCCAGAACGAGCAGUCCCUGGAGCAGAUCCAGAUGCUGGAGGACUCCUCGAGGCAGCGCAGGACCCUGAAGGAGGACGUGACGAUCGUCCAGCCCCCCAGGUUCACCAGGCCCCUGAAGAACGUGGAGACCGUGGAGCUGACCAACGUCCACCUGGAGUGUCGACUCCAACCCGUGGGGGAUGCGACGAUGAGAGUCGAAUGGUUCGUCAACGGCGUUCCCGUGAAGACCGGGCACAGGUUCAGGCCUUCCUAUGAGUUCGACUACGUCGCCCUGGACAUUCUUGGGGUCUACCCUGAUGAUUCCGGGGUCUACACCUGCCAUGCCAGGAACCAGCUGGGAGAAGCCGUCACCUCCUGCUCCGUCAGGGUUCACGCUAAGAAGGAUCUAUUGCUCGAGUCGCAGCACCCGGAGGGGUUGGAGAGGAUCCAGUACCUCGAAGACGCCUCCAGGUACAAGAGGAACGAACUGGUCGACGAGGUCGUCAUGGUCAAGCCCAAGUUCGUCACCGCCCCGAAGGGCCAGGAGAACCUGAGGGAGGGCCAACACGCGCACUUUGAGUGCAAACUGGAGCCCGUGACCGACUCGAAUCUCAAAGUCGAGUGGUACAAAAAUGGACGCCCCGUAACCAUUGGACAUCGCUUCCGGCCCAUCCACGACUUCGGGUACGUAGCUUUGGACGUGAUCGACCUUAUUGCCGAAGACUCCGGAACUUACACCUGUCGCGCCGUCAACCUUGUCGGAAGCGACGAAGUCACCUGCAGUUUGGGAUGUCGUUCGACGGCCCAGAUCUUGACGGAUACCCAGAACGAAGUCGGCCUCGAGCAGAUCCAUUAUCUAGAAGACAGGUCCAAGUACCACCGGCAGGAAGUCACGGAAGAGACCACCACCCAGGCUCCGAUCUUCACGACGUCCCUGAAGAACGUCGAAAUCAAGGAGGGCCAGAGAGCGCACUUCGAGUGCAGGUUGAUCCCGGUCUCGGAUGCGACCAUGAAGGUGGAGUGGUUCCACGAUAAUGUUCCCGUUAAGGCAGGAUCCAGAUUCGUCGAGACCAACAGCUUCGGCUUCGUCGCCCUCGACAUCAUGUACGCCUACCCUGAAGACUCGGGAACCUACACCUGCCGCGCCAAGAACGCCAUCGGGGAGGCCAUCACGUCGGCAUCCGCCAUGGUGCACUCCAAGAAGUCCAUCUACGCGGAGUCGCAGCACGAGGACGCUCUUCGGCGCCUCCAACACCUUGAAGACUCCUCCCGGUACCAAAGGAAAACCGUCCAGGAGGAAACCGUGUCCCAGGCUCCUGUCUUCACCAUGCCCAUCAAGGACCUCAGGGUGGCGGAGAACCAAGCCGCUCAUUUCGAGGCUCGCGUUAUCCCUGUUGGUGACGCGAGGUUGAAGGUGGAGUGGCUGAGGAAUGGAGUACCGAUUUCAGCUUCAAACCGAGUGACCACCAUGCACGACUUUGGCUACGUCGCCUUAAACAUGAAGUAUGUCAACCCCGAAGACUCCGGGACCUACACCUGCCGUGCAGUCAAUGAUCUUGGAGAAGCCGUGACCUCGGCCACCCUCUUCGUCCAGUCCAAGGCAGCCCUGCAGUUCGAGUCUCAGCACGAGAGCGCCUUGUCGAAGCUCCAGGCCUUGGAGGAAAGUGGAAGAUACCGUCGCAGAGAAGAAGAGGAGGUGGUGGCGACGGAGAAGCCCUCCUUCACGGUCCAACUGAAUGGGCCGAAAAAAUUGGUGGAGGGCCAAAGCGCCCACUACGAAUGUCGCAUCGAGCCCUACCCUGACGCACACAUGAAGGUGGAGUGGUACCACAAUGGGAAGCCGCUGACCACAGGUCACAGGUACAGGACAGCCUGCGAUUUCGGAUUCGCCUCUCUGGAUGUCCUGACGGUCUAUGCCGAAGACUCUGGGACCUACACUUGCAAGGCCACGAAUAAGCUGGGAUCAGCUCAGAGCUCGAUCGAGCUCCAGGUAGCACCUCGAGCCUCCAUCCUGAGGGAGACCCAACACGAGGGGGCUCUGCAGAAGAUCCAGUACCUUGAAGACGACUCCAGGUACAAACGCGUUACCGAAGAGGACACGAUCAUCGCGGAGAGGCCCAAGUUCGGUAGACCCCUGAAGAACGUCGAGCACCUCCCGGAAGGCAAAAACGCCCACGUGGAGGCGACCCUGACCCCCGUCAACGAUCCCACCAUGGUGGUCGAGUGGUUCAGGGACGGCAGGCCGAUUCCUCAGGGUCAUAGGUUCAAGACCACCUACGACUUCGGCUAUGUAGCUCUUGAUAUCUUGUACGCCUACCCUGAAGACUCUGGCACCUACAUGUGCAAGGCCAGGAACGCCGUUGGAGAGGCUGUCACCACCUGCGUCAUCUCCGUCGACUCUAAACAAGAUCUCUAUCUGGACACCUUGGACGCCCAGCGUCUGCAGAAGAUCCGCGAGCUGGAAGCCGUCGAGGUCAAGGAGGAGGUAGAGAAGGAAGUGGUCCACCAGAAGCCAGUUUUCCUAACACCCUUAAACAACCUGGACCACCUCAAGGAAGGAGAGCAUGCUCAUCUAGAGUGCCGAGUCGAGCCCAUCAACGACCCGAACCUGAAGAUAGAAUGGUUCGUCAACGGCAAGGCCAUCAAGACUGGCCAUCGUUUCCGCACCACCCACGACUUCGGGUACGUGGCCUUGGACAUCCUUUACACCUACUCCGAGGAUUCCGGAACGUACAUGUGCAAGGCCACCAACCUCGCCGGCGAGGCCGUCAAUACCUGCACCAUCAAAGUCUUGUCGAGGCGCAGCAUCCUCCUCGAGACGCAGCAUCCGGACGGCCUCGAGAAGAUCAGGGAACUGGAGUCCCAGGGAAGACCCGCGAGGUUAGAGGUCGAGGAACCACCCGUGACCCCACCGCGGUUCGUCACCGAGCUCAGGGGUACCACGGAGGUGUACGAGGGGCAAACGGCGCACUUCGAGUGUCAAGUGGAACCCCUGCACGAUGCAAAUCUGCGGAUCGAUUUCUUCCACAACGGAAAACCGCUUCCUUCGGCAUCCAGGUUCCACGUGACCUUCGACUUCGGCUACGUGGCCCUGGACAUAGGGCACGCGGUUCCAGAGGACGCUGGAGAGUACUCCGUGAAGGCUGUGAACACCCUGGGACAAUGCGUGUCCUCGAUCUCUCUCAGAGUGAUCCCCAGAGAGGACAUCAUCAGGGACUCCCAGAGACCAGAGGGUCUCGACAAGAUCCGCGAACUGGAGUCCCAGCAGCCCUGGAAGAGACCUGACGUCCCCGAGCCGGUGACCAGACAGAGGCCAGUCUUCACUCAGCCUCUUCAGAACAUCGACGACAUCCCCGAAGGACACACGGCUCACUUCGAGUGCCGCCUCAUUCCCGUGGGAGAUCCGACCCUGAAGGUGGAGUGGUUCAGGAACGAGACUCCUCUGGAGACCAGUUCGCGAAUCACCAAGGUCCACGACUUCGGGUACGUCGCCCUGGACAUCGUGCACGUCAGAGACGAGGACGAAGGAGUGUACAUGUGCAGAGCCUCUAAUCCUUUGGGAGAGGCGGUCACCACCGCUUCCAUGAAGAUUAAGACCAAAGCCAGCAUCCAGCUGGACAGCCAGCACCCUGAGGCGCAGCGCAAGAUCGCCCAGCUGGAGGCCGGCAAGGAACCGUCUCGCCCUGAAGAGCCCGACAAAGCCUUCGAUAAACCGAUAUUUACCCAAUUAUUGACCGGUCCCACCGAGCUUUGGGAAGGCCAGACUGCUCAUUACGAAUGCAGAGUGGUUCCCGUGGGAGAUGCCAGCCUCCGGUUCGAGUGGUACAUCAACGGCGUGGAGCUGAAGAUCGGGUCCCGCUUCCACGUGAGCCACGACUUCGGCUUCGUGACGUUGGACAUCCUGAAGGUGAUUCCUGAGGACUCCGGGGUCUACUCCUGCAAAGCCAUCAACAGGGCAGGCGAAGCGGUGUCUUCGAUUUCUCUGAAAGUCAAAGCCCGCUCGGCGAUAGUUGGAGACUCGAUCCAGCCGGACGCGUGGCAGAAGAUCCAACUUAAGGAGGCAGAGAUGAACAAAGUGCCGGAGAUGUUCGUGGACACGACUCCCCAGCAGGCGCCGGUGUUCACGAAGCACCUGGAGAGCCUGGACAAGCUGGCCGAGGGCCAGCACGCGUACCUGGAAGCGCAGGUGGAGCCCAGAGCCGACCCCAACCUGAGGGUGGAGUGGUUCAAGAACGGAGUGGCCCUGCAGACGGGCACCAGGUUGCGCAGCACCUUCGACUUCGGCCUGGUGACCCUCUCGGUGAACGGGGUCAGGACGGACGACUCGGCCCUCUACACCUGCAAGGCUACCAACCUGCUCGGCGAGGCGGUAUCCACCUGCAGCCUGAAAAUCGCCGACAAACACUGGCUCCUAGGAGACACCCUGCACCCAGACGCGUUGCCGAAGAUCGACGCCCUGGAGCAACCCAGGCCAGGUGGAGCCGAGCAACCGGAGCCCACGUACGAGCAACCGGUGUUCAUAACGCACCUGAACAACGUGGAGUGCACGGAGGGCGACAACGGGCACUUCGAGUGCAACGUCGAGCCCUCGAAGGACCCGACCAUGAAGAUCGAGUGGUUCCUGAACGGCAAGCCGUUGCCUACGGGAGCGAGGUACAAGUCGACUUACGACUUCGGCUACGUGGCCCUGGACAUCACCCACCUGUACGAAGAGGACUCCGGCAUCGUUACCGCCAAGGCCACGAACUCGAAGGGCUCGGCGCAGACCUCCGGGACCCUGAAGUGCAGGGCGAAGAAGAACAUCUACCUGGAGACGCAGCAUCCCCAGGGAGAGGCUGGUCUGGAGAAGGUGAAGGAGGCCGAAGACGCCUACUUGAGCAAGUACCGCAGAAGGGAUUCCGCUCCAGAGCAGGACUACCCGAAGCCGGUGUGGACCGUGCCCCUGAAGCCGGAGUUCAAGUUGGGCGAGUCCGAGCCUCUUCAUCUGGAGGGCCAGGUGGAGCCCAAGGACGACCCGAAUCUGAAGAUCGAGUGGUUCUUCAACGGCAAGGUCCUGGAGCACGGAUCCAGGUUCAAGAUGACCAGCGACUUCGGGUUCGUCACCCUGGACCUCACCGACGUCUACGACAGGGACUCGGGCAUCUACACCUGCAAGGCCAGCAACGCCAGAGGAGAGGCCUUCACCUCGAGCACCAUCUACUGCUACACGAAGGAGAGCAUCGUGGAGAGGUCUCAGCACCCGAAGGGCAAGGAGGGUCUGGAGGCCAUCCAAGACCUGGAGGAGUCCCUGAAGAGGCAAGACGCGACCGCGCCGGAGUCCGACGAGGGCCACCCACCGGUGUUCACCUCCCAGUUCGAGAACCUGACGGACCUGUCCGAGGGCGAGAUCGCGCACUUCGAGGCUUCCUUGACCCCCACCGGGGACCAGACCAUGGUGGUGGAGUGGUUCUACAACGGGAAGCCAUUGGAAGCCAGCCAUCGCAUCAGGACCGUCUAUGCCUUCGGAAUGGUGGUCCUGGAGGUGCUCGGCACCAAGAUCGAGGACUCCGGGACAUAUUCCUGCAGAGCCACCAACCGCUGGGGAAAGGCCGAGAUCAGCGUCGAGUUAGAAUGCGUGGACAAGUCCAAGGGCCAGAAACCGAGGUUCACCACACAGAUCAAGUCUCUGGAAGGCCUGCGAGAUGGACAAUCCGCGCACUUCGAGUGCACCCUGGUGCCAGUUGGAGACCCCAAGAUCAAGGUGGAGUGGUUCCACAAUGGACAGCCUCUGAGACACUCGUCGCGUUUCAAGAUGGUCUCUGACUUCGGGUUCGUGGUCAUGGACAUCGCAGGAGUGAUGGCCCAUGACACUGGCGAGUACGUCUGCAGGGCCAGCAAUGAAUACGGGGAGGACACCACCAGGGCGACCCUGUACUGCGUCGGGAAGGGUGGAGUUUAUUCGGACUCCCUUCAGCCGGAUUCUCUGGCUCGCAUCAGGGAACUCGAAACCGGAGGAGACAGACGUCCCACGGAUGCUGAGGCCGCCCCUAGUGCGGAGCCCCCCAGGUUCAUAACCCAGAUCACCGACAUUACCAAACUAGUCGAAGGUCAAUCCGCCCACUUCGAGGCGAGACUGGUACCGGUCAAUGAUCCCAAACUCAAGGUGGAGUGGUACUACAACGGCAAGAAGCUACCACACGGACAUCGGUACAGGACCUUCCACGACUUCGGCAUCGUGAUCCUCGACAUCCUCUACUGCUACGAGGAGAACUCCGGGGUGUACGAGUGCAGGGCCUUCAACGAGUACGGCGAGGACACCACGAAGGCGACCCUGAGGUGCCUCUCCAAAGCCAGCUUGAUCCUGGAGUCGCAGCUGCCGAAGGGCAUGGAGGGCGGCCUCGAGAAAAUCCAGACCCUGGAGGACUCGCUCAUCAAGACCAAGGAUGAAAAGGUCACCGAAGAGCGAGGCAAGGCCCCCGUCUUCACGGUCCCCCUGACCACCCUGGAUGGACUCAGAGAGGGCGAAAGUGCCCACUUCGAGGCGAGACUCACUCCCACCGAUGAUCCCAAACUCAAGGUGGAGUGGUUCUGGAACGGGAAGCCCCUAAGGACGGGCUCGAGGUUCCGCACGUUCUGCGACUUCGGGUUCGUCAUCCUCGAGAUAUCUCCGAUCUACCCUGAAGACUCCGGGGAGUAUAGCUGCCGCGCUACCAACGAUUACGGCGAGGCCGUCACCACCUGUUCCAUGAAGUGCUCAGGGAAGAGGAGCAUCAUCCUGGAGUCCCAGCUCCCGAAGGGCAUGGAGGGCACUAUCGACAAGAUCGCGGAACUGGAGGGCCUAGGGAACGAGCCUGGCCAGCAGAGCCCCGAUGACGACACUGGGAGACCCCCUGAAUUCGUCACCACACCUUCCGACCUGACCCUGGCGGAGAACUCACUGGCGCACUUCGAGUGUCGUCUUCUGCCCGUCAAUGACUCCAGCAUGAGAGUGGAGUGGUUCCAUAAUGGCAAACCCCUGCUGGCGGGAACCAGGGUGAAGACCAUCCACGACUUCGGGUUUGUUAUCCUUGAAGUCGCCAACUGCUACCAAAGGGAUGCUGGGCUGUACACCUGUAAAGCUACCAACAGGCAUGGAGAGGCCACCGUGUCCUGCAAGCUGCAGGUCAGGGGUCGCCAGGGCAUCGUCCUGGAGCCGCAGCUGCCCAACAACUUCAAGACUGGAACCGAAAGUAUCCAGAAACUCGAGGAGGCGCUCUAUAAGAGGGAUGAAAUCCGGACCGAAGAGGAGAGUCCUAAUCCACCCAGGUUCACGGUAGAGCUCAAGGACAUCGAAGUCGAAGAGGCUGGUCCCAGUCACUUUGACUGUCGUGUUGAACCCGUUGGUGAUCCUACCAUGCGCGUCGAUUGGUUCCACAAUGGAAGACCAUUUGCUACCGGAAGCAGGGUUCAUCAGAUCAAUGAUUUUGGAUUUAUCUCCCUGGAUCUCUCCUACACCUACGCCAGGGACAGUGGAGAGUACGUCUGCAGGGCCACCAAUAAGUGGGGAUCUGCCACUACCAAAGCUACCAUCACCUGCAUGUCCAAAAAGACCAUCGACUUCGAGUCUCAGCUGCCUAGCGGGAUGAGUGGAGAGAAGCUGAAGGAGCUGGAGCGAGGUCCGGUCUCCGAGCCAGCACCAGUUGAAGAGGCACCACGAAGACCACCUCGUUUCAUCACUCAAAUCCAAUCAGCCACUGUCGACGAAUCCGAGCCAGUCAGGUUCGAGUGUCGUGUGGAACCCAAGGACGAUCCGAACCUCCGAAUCGAGUGGUAUAGGAACGGAAAAGUGAUCCCUGCAGGACAUCGCUACAGAACCGUCUACGACAUGGGAUUCGUCUCGAUGGACAUCCUCUACGUCUACCCAGAAGACUCGGGAGAGUACGUCUGCAAGGCCAUCAACGACCUCGGAGAAGACACCACGAAGGCUUCCAUCUCUUGCAAGAAACUGCCCAGUAUAAUCCUGCAGAACCAAGUCCCGAAAGGCAUGAAGCGCUCGGAGGCGCUCAUGCAAAUGGAGGCGACGAUCAAGAAAUACACCUCCGAGGUCCACCUGACGGAGGACGACCUGUACGACGUCGACAAGAAGCAGCCUCCUCGAUUCGUCACCCAGAUCCAGGACAGAACCGACCUGGUGGAGAUGAACAGCACCAAGUUCGAGUGCCAGCUGGCGCCGGUCGGGGACCCCAACAUGAAAGUCGAAUGGUUCUUCAACGGGAAACCUCUUCCCCAGAAGAACCGCUUCACCCCGAUCUACGACUUCGGCUACGUCGCCAUGAACUUCGGCUGGGUCUACCCUGAAGACAGCGGAGAGUACCUCUGCAGGGCCACCAACCUCUACGGAUCCGACGAGACCAGGGCCGUCAUAAGGACUGCCGGCAAACCUGGCAUCAUCUACGAGUCGCAGCUUCCGAAGGGCAUGAAGAGCAUCGAGAUGAUCCGCGAGAUGGAAGCCGCCUGGCAAGUAGCCCCCGAAGAGGAUGCCGAAGAGGAGAAGGUCAGAGCGCCCCCGACGUUCGUCAGCAAGCCGGAGCCCGUCACCGUCGAAGAGGGCGACUGGUCCAGAUUCUGCUGCAGGGUGACGGGUCAUCCUCGACCUCGAGUCAUGUGGCUUAUCAACGGACACACCGUGGUUAACGGCUCCCGCUACAAGCUGACCUACGACGGCAUGUACCACCUGGACAUCCCGAAGACCCGUCAAUACGACAACGGCAAGGUGGAGGUCAUCGCCAGGAGCUCGGUGGGCGAGGCCAGGACGGAGACGGAGCUGAUCGUGAAACCUCGCAGCGACGACUACCGAGGAGUCCUGAAGAACUCACCUCGACCAUGGUACGAUUACGGGCUGACCCAGUACCAAUCGGAGCGACAGAAUACAGAGCUGGAGCGAGUCUUCGACGAACGACACCAGACCGUCUCCCAGGGCAUCGACAUCGCCACCGAGCACCUCGGGCAGAAGGUCUUCAAGGAACCCGAGACCGAAUGGCAGAAGUCCGUCAAGAGCAAGAAAAACGAGGACUACUAUACGAAGCUGAUGAGUCUGGAAGAGGAGCAAGUCCUGAAGGAGUCCAGACUCAGGGAGUCCAGCCACCAGUUCGCCAUCCCCGGGGACAAAGUCGUGGCCAGCUCGAUGGCCAAAGGAAUGGCCCACAAGUACCAGGAAAAUCUUGAGGCGCAGCCCCAGGAGACGACGACCCAGAAGACGACGACCACGACGACCACCCAGAAGAAGGCCCACGUCACGGAAGUGGACAUCGACUCGGAGAAGAUCAAGACCAGUGGACGAUAUCCUCCGGAACCAUCGGAAUCCACGGUCCAUGGGAAAGAGGUCCACGUGGCCAAGCAGAAGCAAACCCAGAAGGAGGUGAGGGGCGACGUGGAGAUCACCCGGAAGAUCACGGCCACGGAGACAACGGAAGUGGAGCACAAAGCGAAGACCCAGGAGAGGGUGGUCCAGGGCCCCACGAAACCCAGCAAGCCGCCAGUCUUCACGAAGAAGAUCCAACCCUGCAGAGCCUUCGAACAGGAGCAGGCGAAGUUCGAGGUGGAGUUCGACGGGGACCCCCUGCCGACCAUCAAAUGGUACCGCGAGGACUUCCCCAUCCAGAAUUCCUCGGACCUGCAGAUCUACACCUUCAGCACGAAGUCGGUGCUGAUCGUUCGGCAGGUCUUCAUGGAAGAUUCCGGAGUAUUCUCCGUGAUUGCGGAAAACCGUGGAGGCAAGGCCAAGUGCAGCGCCAACCUCGUUGUCGAGGAGCGCCGCCGCCAAUCCGGAAGAGGAGGCGCGGUUCCUCCGAGUUUCCUGUCCACUGUGCAGAGCACUACUGUAAAUGCCGGUCAACUUGCCAGAUUCGAUGCCAAGGUCUCUGGGACCAAGCCCCUCGACGUCUACUGGCUGAAGAAUGGCAAGAAGAUCACCGCUGACAUCCGCUACAAGACUCUGGAGGAAGACGGCACCUACACGCUCCUUAUCCUCGAGACGGUUCCUGAAGACGCAGGGAAAUACGAGUGCGUGGCCAUCAACGGCGCAGGUGAAGCUCGUUGUGAUGCCGAGUGCACCAUUCGAGGUCCCCAGACGGCAAAAGCUCCAGGAAAAGCUGGCAAACCAGGACCAGCUCCGGGUCCGGAAAAGGCCCCGAACGUCCUCGAACCCCUCAGAGAUAAGACCAUCAGAGAAGGAUCCUCCGUCGCCUUCGAGUGUCGUAUCUCCGGCCAGCCGACACCUACGAUAACCUGGAAGAAGGCCGACAAGGUUAUCAAGCCAUCCAAGUACUUUCAGAUGCAAAAAGACGGCGACCUCUGCACCCUGAGGAUCUCCGAGGCCUUCCCCGAGGACGAGGGCGUCUACAAGUGCAUCGCGAAGAACCCUGCAGGCGAGGUCACCACUUCCGCCAACCUGAGAGUCCUCGCUCCAGAUGGGGCGGACACGCUGCCGAAGUUGAGCCCCCUGAAGGACCAGAUCGUGUCAGAGGGCCAGCCAGCACAGUUCAAGACCCAGGUGACCCCGGCGAAGCCGAAGCCGACGAUCGAGUGGUACCGCGAGGGCGCCCUGAUCCCCAGGUCGCCCGACUUCCAGAUGAUCCACGAGGGCAACAACGCGGUCCUGCUGAUCGCGACGACCUACGAGGAAGACUCGGGCACGUUCACCUGUCGCGCGACCACGUCGGCGGGGACCGUCGAGACGUCCGCUAGGCUCAUCGUCAAAAAGAGAAGGGGAAUAGUCCAGGAGACCGCGGUUGCCGAAGAGGACCAUGCGCCGGGGAGGAAGGUCAAACCGAAGACGGGGACCAGGCCGGAAGAGGUCCUGGUACCUAGAGAAGGAGGGAUGGAAGAGGUCCUGGUACCUAGAGAAGGAGGGAUGGAAGAGGAAGGAGUACCCGAAGAGUCGGAUCUGCCCCUGGGGGAUGAGACCUUGCCCUGGAGGAGUGGGAGGGUCCCGAAGAGGCGUCCCGUACCUUGGAGGAGAGUCCAGGAAGAGGAGACGCACACGGAGACCUAUGUCGAAGAAGAGGACACGAAGGUCUUUACACAGAAGAAGGAUGUUCUUCGGAAGGUGAGGCCGUUGGAAGGCCCGAAGAAGGACGAGGCCAAGCCUUGGACGGAGGAAAAGGUUACCUUGAAGAGGGCUAAGGUGGAGAAGAAGGUCAUCCCUAAGGAGACCUUGGAGCAAGUCGAUUUGCAGCCGGUACCAAAGACUGUGAAGGAAGUAGAUGUGACGAAGAGGAGAGUGGAUGAAGAAGAGACGAGCACUGAGACGUUUUUUGAGGAUGAGGAGACGAGGAUUCUUACGGGUAAAAGGGAGGUGACCGAGAGGAGGACUUCGAGGUCCCUUGAAAGGCCGAAGGACGAGGCCAAGCCUUGGACGGAGGAGAAGGUUACCUUGAAGAGGGCUAAGGUGGAGAAAAAGAUCAUCCCUAAGGAGACCUUGGAACAAGUCGAUUUGCAGCCGGUACCAAAGACUGUGAAGGAGACCGAAGUCAUCACGAAGAAACGAGUUGAUGAAGAAGAGACGAGCAUUGAAACCUUCAUUGAAGACGAAGAGACAAGGAUACUUACUGGUAAAAGGGAGGUAACCGAGAGGAGGACGUCGAGGUCUCUAGAGAGGCCGAAGACAGAUGAGGCCAAGCCUUGGACGGAGGAGAGGGUUACCCUGAAGAGGGCUAAGGUGGAAAAGAAAAUAAUUCCUAAAGAGGCCUUGGAGCAAGUCAACUUGCAACCGGUACCAAAGACUGUGAAGGAGACCGAUGUCAUUACGAAGAAACGAGUUGAUGAAGAAGAGACGAGCACUGGAACCUUCGUUGAAGACGAAGAGACAAGGAUUCUUACGGAUAAAAGAGAGGUAACUGAGAGAAGGACUUCGAGAUCCCUUGAGAGGCCGAAAAAGGACGAGGCCAAACCUUGGACGGAGGAGAAGGUUACCCUGAAGAGGGCCAAGGUAGAGAAGAAGAUCAUCCCUAAGGAGACCUUGGAGCAAGUCGACUUGCAGCCGGUACCAAAGACGGUGAAGGAGACCGAAGUCGUAACCAGGAAACAAGUGGAUGAAGAAGUAACUCGAAAGGAAGACUACAUGGAAGAGGAAGACACAAGGAUCCUCACUUCGAAGAAGGAAAUAACUCAGAAGACGGUACCCAAACCUGAGGGACCCAAGCCCUGGACCGAGGAGAAGGUCGUCUUGAAGAAAGCUAAAGUCGAGAAGCACCGUGCCCCUGAAGAAACCCUCGAAGAGGUGACGCUGAAACCUGUGGUGACUCAGAAGACAGAACUCCGAAAGACCAGCAUUGAAAAAGUCGAAUUGAAGACCGUGGAUAGAAAGGAGGAACAAACUGUCCAACCAACUAAAGGAACAUACCACGUUGAAGAAGAUGACAAUCGCCUCGUUGUCGACAAAGACUUGGAAACGACGGAAAUCGUCGCGAAGAAGGUUAAGCCUAAAAAAGAAAUGAUUCCUGAAGAGAAGGUGGAGAAGAGCGAGGAAAAGAUUGAGCUAAAGCGUGGUCCUAAGAAGAAAGUCGAGGAACGUCUUAAACCUCAGGAUAAGAAGACUGAAGUUUCCACCUUCGUCCAAGAAGAGGAAUCCAAAAUCCUUCAAGUGGAGGAAACGAAGGAGGAGGAGAAAGUUGAGAAGGUGAAACCAAAGAAGGUAGAAAAACGCAUCGACUUAAAGAAACCUGAAGCUGACAAAUUUGUUGAGACUGAAGAGAUCACGUUGGAGAAGGUAACGAAAAAGAAGGACGUGGUUGAGGAAUCGAUAGAAUUGAAACCUGAAGAGAAACCCGAGGAAGAAGCCCCUGAAGAAGUGUCUCGACUUCCGUGGUUAAGGGGAAAGAAGCCACAAAAAACUGUGGUUCAAGUUCCUGAAGAGCGGACUGAAGACAUCAAGUCCGUUACCCUGAAGCCCGUGAAAAGAGCUCCGAAGGUCCAGGAGAAAGAGGAGAAGGAAGAAGUCCUUCUUAAACCUGUUAAGCGUCUGCCGAAGGAAGAAGAAGUACCUGAAGAGAUCAAGCUGAAGCCCGUCCCCAGGGCACCGGUUGAGGAAAAGGAACAGCAGCCUGAGUUAAGCCUGAAGAAGGUGGAAAAGAAGCCUGAAGUCGAAGAGAAAGAGACACCUUCCGAGGUUUCCAGGGCACCUUUGCGUCGCGUGAAGGAAGAGAAAAAAGACGCCGAACAGGUGAAGGCUGAAGAAGAAGUCGAAGAGAAAACGGAAGAAUCGGCUUUAACAUGGCGACGGGCUAAAAAGAAGAAGCCCCAAGUAGAGGAUAAAUCGACCUCAUAUAAACAAGAAGAGGAUACCAAACUUCUGGAGGUGCAGAAAGAGGAAGACACCAAGGUCGUGAAGGUAGCACAGGUUAAGGAAGAAGUUGAAGAGGAGAAGACAGAGGAAACAGCGGUGUCUUGGAGACGGCCUAAAAAGAAACCUGAAGAAAAGAAGACUCUUCCUUAUAAAGAGGAGGAAGACACUCGUCUCGUUGAAGAGAAACGAGAAGAAGAAGAGGUCAGCACGUUACCCUGGGUGAGAGGGAAGAAGAAGCCUAAGGACAAGGAAGAGAAGCCACUUGUACCUGAAGAAGCAAAGCCUGAGGAGAAACCCGAAGAGACCGAGGAAAGCUCUCAGUUGCCUUGGAUGCGACGUAAAAAGCCGCAGAGAAGUGUCAUCGAGAAACCUGAAGAGCAAGUUGAAGAUAUACGAUCGGUCAAAUUGACACCUGUCAAACGGGUCCCGAAGGAAGAAAAACCGGAAGAAAAGGAAGAGGUGACCUUAAAGCCGGUGGUGAGGAAACCGAAGGAGGAGGAGAUCAAGGAAACGAUUACGCUGAAGCCUGUGCCCACCGAAGAAGAGAAGCCUGAAGAAAAAGAGACAAAGGAAAUCACGCUGAAGCCCUCUGAAAAGGUGAAACCGAAACGGACGACCAAGAAACCUGAAAGAGAAGUUGAAGAGAUUUCGCCGAAAGAAGAGGUUCCCAGUAAGCCGGAAGUGAAGGAACUGAAGCCGGAACAGGUUGCACCGGUGAAGGAUGAAGAGAAACCUGAAGAAAAGACCGAGCUUCCCUGGCGCAGGGGUAAGAAACGUGAGGAAAAGAAAAUACCUGCUGAAGAAAAGGAGAAACCGGAAAAAAUGGAGGAAAAGGCACCAGAAGAAGUACCCGAAGAGAAGACCGAACUUCCUUGGAGGCGUGGAAAGAAACCUGUGAAGAAAAUCGUUCCAAGCGAAACUGAGAAGGAAGAAGUAAUAGUUUCCGUUCCGGAUAAACCUGAAGAGGAAAAAGUAGAGGUAACCUUGAAACCUAAGAAGCGACUUCCGAAGGAAGAAGAGACGAAGGAAGAGAUCGUCCUGAAACCGAUUCCUAAGAGAGUACCGGAGGAAAAGGAGAAACCUGAAGAAGUUGUUCUGAAACCUGUGAAGAGACUCCCGAAAGAAGAAGAAAGCAAGGAAGUUGGGUUGAAACCGGUGCCUAAAAAAGUCCCUGAAGAAGAGAAGAAACCCGAAGAGGUCAAGUUGAAACCGGUGAGGCGUUUACCUAAAGAAGAAGAGACGAAAGAGGAAGUGACGCUGAAGUCCAUCCCGAAGAAGGUUCCGAAAGAAGAAGGGAAGACUGAAGAAGUUUCCUUGAAGACUGGGAAACGUCUGCCGAAAGAAGAGGAAUCUGAGGAUGUGAGCUUGAAGCCGAUCCCUAAGAAACUUUCUGAAGAGAAACCGAAGGAGGAGGAAGUUACCUUGAAACCCGCGAAGAGACUACCAAAGGAAGAACAGGUUGAAGAGAAGGUGGAAUUAAAACCUAUUCCUAGGAGGGCUCCGAAGGAAGAGGUGAAACCUGAAGAGGUCGCUCUAAAGCCUGUAAAGAGGACACCGAAAGAAGAAGAAAAGGAAGAAGUGAAAUUGAAGCCCGUUCCUAAGAGAAUACCCGAAGAGGAGAAAAAACCUGAAGAAGUCACCCUGAAACCUGUGAAACGGCGACCAAAGGAAGAAGAGACCAAAGAGGAAGUAACCUUAAAGCCGAUUCCUAGGAAACCUUCGGAAGAAGAGGUUAAACCUGAAGAAGUUUCAUUAAAACCUGUGAAACGUCUACCUAAAGAGGAAGAGAAGGAAGAGGUAAAGUUGAAGCCGGUUCCUAAGAGACCCUUGGAAGAGGAAACGAAGCCUGAAGAAGUUAAACUGAAGCCAGUAAGAAGAAUUCCGAAAGAAGAAGAGGGCAAUGAGGAAGUGACCUUAAAGCCAAUUCCUAGGAAACCUUCUGAGGAAGAGGUUAAACCUGAAGAAGUUGCUCUAAAACCAGUGAAACGGAUACCGAAAGAAGAAGAGAAAGAAGAAGUGAAGUUGAAACCUAUUCCUAAGAGAAAACCUAAAGAAGAAGAGGAGAAGCCUGAAGAGAUUAGUUUGAAACCGGUGAGGCGACUGCCUAAGGAGGAAGAGGCCAAGGAAGAAGUUACCUUGAAGCCCAUUCCUAGGAAACCUUCUGAGGAAGAGAUUAAACCUGAAGAAGUUGCUCUAAAACCAGUGAAACGGGUACCGAAAGAAGAAGAGAAAGAAGAAGUGAAGUUGAAACCUAUUCCUAAGAGGAAACCUAAAGAAGAAGAGAAGCCUGAAGAGGUUAGCUUGAAACCGGUGAAGCGACUGCCCAAGGAGGAAGAGGCCAAAGAAGAAGUUACCUUGAAGCCCAUUCCUAGAAAACCAUCGGAGGAAGAAGAGAAACCUGAAGAGGUUAGCCUCAAACCCGUAAAACGAUUGCCCAAGGAGGAGGAAACCAAAGAAGAGGUAACCUUAAAGCCCGUUCCUAGGAAGCCUUCUAAGGAAGAGGAAAAACCUGAAGAAGUCAAAUUGAAACCUAUUCCUAAGAAACCAGCUGAAGAAGUAGCAAAAGUUCCUAAGGAGGAGGAACUGAUUCCUCGCAAAGUCGAAGAGAAACCUGAAGAGAAGGAAGUACCUUCCGAAGUCUCAGUGGAAAAGGUGUCAUGGCGACGAAGCAAAGUCCUGAAGAAACCUGAAGAGAAACCCGUCGACAAGGUCGAAGUCGUCGAACAGCCAGAAGCUCCGGAAGUAGUCGAAAUCAAACCUGAAGAAGUUGAAGAAACAAGACACACCGAGAGCCUGGAAAUCUCCUGGCGCAAAAAGCCGGAGAAGAAGACAAAGAAAGUCGUGGAGUUCAAAGAAGAGGUGACCGUGGUUCCCAUCGAAAGCCGAACGGAGAUCGUCGAGGAGAAGGUCGAGGUCACCACGGAGGAAGAAACGCAAAAAACGGCAGUUCCUUGGAUACGAGGAAGGAAAAAGCCAAAGCCCGUGAAAGACCUCUCCAAACAGGAAGAAACCAUCAAAAAGGUUACAGAAGAGCUCGUCAUCGAACUCGAAGAGAAGGUCCCUCAACCCGAAGAAAAGCCCACUCUACAGCCAGAGGUCGCCCCUGAAGAAGUCGAGGAAGAGAAGCCAUCCGAAACGACCGCAUUUCCAUGGAGGAGAGGAAAGAAGGUUCCAAAAGAAAAGCCAAAGAAACCCGAAGAGCAGAAGACACCUGAAGAGGUACCCGAAGAAAAGAUAACGGAAGAAAUCGUAAAGACCACGAUCGUCUCUCGGAAGAAGGUUCCCGAGAAACUGGAGGAAGAGAUCAUCCAGAUAGUUCCCGAAGAGCAUCCUGAAGAGGAGGCCGAUGAAACCACUGUGCUGGAGCGAACGGAAAAACGAAUCAAGAGGAAACAACGGACCCAAGUCGACAUUUCCAUCGCCGACAGAGACAAGAAAGUUGCACCUAGGUUCAUCAAGAAGUUGCAGCCGAUCGUCGCAGAGGUCGGAAAACCGGUGACGUUUGCUUGCACCGUCAUCGGCACUCCUUUUCCGGAAAUCGCGUGGUACCGAAACGAACAGGAACUGAAACCAAGCGAGAGGCACACGGCAUCCCUCGUGGAGAACACGGCCACCCUCGAAAUCGUCACCGUCACCGAAAGAGACGUCGGCAUCUACACCUGCAGAGCGUCGAACCCUGCAGGCGUCGCGACGACCACCGUCAACCUCGUCGUUCUCGAAAAAGAGGAAGAGGGCAUUGCCCCACGUUUUAUCAAACCGGUCAAGCCGUUGUUGGUUGAGGAAGGUCAGCCUGCCAGGAUGACCUGCGUCGUGACGGCCACGCCGGUUCCGGAAGUCAGGUGGUACCGGGGUCAAGAAGAGAUCCUGACCGACGAAGCGACGGAAGUGACCUUCACUCCGGAAACCGGCGAGACGGUUCUCACGAUUUUGCAUCCACAGCCUCUGGACCAGGCCAUUUAUCGGGUGAUAGCCACCAACAAAUUCGGACGAGCAGAAUGCAGAGCGAAUUUGGCAUUCGUCGCUCCUCAAGAGUUACCUGAAGAGAGCUUCACGGAGGAGCUUGCCCCGAUGAUCGUGAAAGAAUUGCCGAGAUUGGUCCCGGCAAAGGACGGCGAGCUGACGAGGCUCGAGGUGAAGUUCAGAGGCAAGCCGACUCCUCAAGCAAAAUGGCUGAAAGACGGCAUCGAGGUGAUUCCUUCGAGGGACUUCCAGAUCGAACAACCCGACGAGUUCACCUCGGUCCUGACAAUUGCCGAGACCUACCCUGACGACACCGGGGAGAUCACCUUCGAGGUGCACAACCCGCUGGGUGUGUCCACGACCACGACUUACCUCUCGGUGGAAGGAAUCGUCGGGACCAAGGUGUACAGGAAACCGGAGUGGGUGACCCAGAUGGAGGAGAUGCAGGAAGCUCUUCGAGCCACUCAGUCCGUGCCGCGAUUUAUUCAAGAGAUUACGGACAUCUACACCCAGGAAGGACAGACCGUGGUGUACGAGUGCACCUACUCGGGCAAUCCCGUUCCGGACGUGGUUUGGUACAAGAACGACAAGCUGGUGAAGAACACGGAGAACCUGAAGAUACGUAUACUGGACACGGAGAAGAAAACGACCUUAACCAUCAGAUCCGCCACUCGGGAGGACGAGGGCGUCUACGUCUGCAAAGCUACCAGCGAAAUCGGAUUGGCAGUCACAAAGGCCAAGCUGCGAGUGACGGAUGCGACCAGAGAGACGGAAGGGCCUGCGGAAGAAGAGCUGCAGGAGGCGAAGGUUGAGGUCAGACUGGAGAAGAAGAAGAAGCCCCUGCCAAAGAAGGCAAAGGAAACCAAAGAAAAAGUCAAGACCGAGCGCGUCAAGGUCGAUGCCAAGAAGAAGGUGGUCCUUGAAAAGGCUCUGGGACCGACCGAGCAACCCGAAGACAGAGCGAUCGUGGACGUCUCGGAGACCCGAGUGUUGGAGACCACGGAGACCAUCGAGGAGACCGCGCGGAAGCCGGCGCGGGCGACCAAGGUGAUACCGAUCCAGGAACCCGUUACCACGGCGGCAACGGCGUCCCUGAAGAAGAUCGACACCAAACCCGAGGAGAUCUCCUUCGACGCGACGGAGGAGCGCGCGAGGACCAUCAUCGAGGAGCGCCAGAGCGUCGUGGUCUCCGAGACGACGACCACCGAGGACAUCGUCCCUACCUUCGGAGAGGAGGUGACCACUGUCACCACCACGACCAGAAGAACCGAGACCAAGGAGACUCCCCGAAGGAAGAAGCCGAAGCCAGAGAAGAAGGCGAGCGUGGAGAGGGUGAUCGAGGAACACAGGGAGAAAAUCGCGAAAGAGGUCACGGAGACGAUGGAGUUGCUGAGUGCCAGGGACUUCGGCCCUGGGGAGUCUCCUCUUCGGGAACUGGCCACCAUCGGCUACCUGGUUCGCCAGGGUGUCUCCGUCCACGAGAUCAACGAGACCUUGUACAGAACCGAUGCCUUCCCAGCCCUGAGGACCCCCGACGCCCAGAACGCGCUGGUCCAGCUGGUGGAGAGAGAGGGCCAUGGGACCCUUGUCACUCAGGUACUUGCCGAAGAGACCACGACCGACGAGAGCGUGGUCGCCGCCACCGUGGGCUUCAGGGCCUUCAUGAGGAUGGUCGAGCUGCAGAGCGCCACCGUUGAAGAAGUGAUUGCUCACUUCGCCCCUGAAGACUUCCGCCCCAGAGCCUGGGAGGCUUCCGAGGCCAUCGAGGUGACCGAGACGGAGGACCGGAGGAUGAUCGAGCGGGUGGAGGAGGUCCGAGUGUCGGUGAGGAAGGACGAGCGGAAGACGGUGCUCAGGAGGGAUGUCCAGGAGAUCAAAGAAUACGAGGACACACGGCAAGCACAACACACGACACAGCUCAGGCUCAAAGACAGAAAACCACAGGAGCAGAUCGAGGAUAGGGAAGAGGGGGUGGUACAGGUGGUUGAGGUAGAGUCGGUGGAGGAGCAGCCUUCGUUGGAGGUCGAGAGGAAGGACACCAAGGAGGAAGAGGUCGAAGAGGAGGUCAUCGUGGUAGAGAGGGACUCGAGGGGCAGGCUGAUUCGCCGGAAGCAGCGCAGGAGCUCGGAGAUCGAGGUCAAAAAGGAAGUCGAGGUCGAAGUCGAGGAAGAGGCGCGGAGGCGGACGAUUCGGAAGCCGCGGAAGCCUCUCAAGCCAUCGACGGGCGAGGCCGAGAUCGAGCUGGAGGAGGUUGAGGAUUUCGAGGAGGACAAGGACAAGGCCUUGACCUCGAUCGCCCUCAACGUCCCCGGACAGCGGUACCAAGUGGUUCCGCUGGAUCGGACCACGGAACAGGCACCUGGAGUGCCCGAAACGGCCAAGGCCCAGCUGACCUUAGACGCGGUGCACGCCUUAACGGAGAGGUUGGUGCCCGUUCAGGAGAGGGAGGACGUCGUGGGGGAGGUCAAGCCGGAGGCCCGACGGGCUAAGGUCACCCUAGAGCCAGUGGAACCAUACACGACCUCGGAAACGACGGCUCAGGGGGCAACGGGAGCGUUCUCCGGGAAGUUCGCUCCGGCAACGGCGGAGGCCGUUCCCAGCGUGGUGUCCUCGACCUCGAGCGUCGUGGUCAGCGAAACCCGCGUGGAUGAUAAUCUCUCCAGAUUGGAGGUGCGUGUGGAGGACAAAAGAAGGGUGGACGUGACGGUAGAUUAUAGGGAGGUCGCCACGACGUUCGAGACUACCGUCGGGCAGACCGAGGUCCCCAGAGAGGACGAGGUCUUACCAAAGACGGCAACGGCGGAGGACACCAUUCUGCCUAGGCAGGAGCUAACCGUGUACGAGGUCAACGAGGCCUUGUUGGAAGGCGACCUCGAGACGAUCAAGCCCUUCGCCACGAAGCCUAAGGUCAAGUUGGCGCCUAACGAGCCUCUGGUGAUCGAAGAGGUCCUCCCAGAGGACAAACCUGGGAAGUACUAUCCGGAGCUGAUCGUACCGACGGAGACGGCGACUGAGUCGGUCAUCGAGCAACGCCAGAGGGUUACCGAGGUCAUCCACGCUCCCGAGAAGGAGGGCGAUUACGUACCUGGAAGACUUCCACUGGAGCAGAAGGCCCAAUUGGAUGUGACCUUUGGUGACACCAUGUUGACGGUUCGAGAACACGCCGUCAGGGAGAGCGAGGGCAUCCUGGAGGCCGACAGAAAGGUCGACCUCUUCAGGGCCGAGACUAAGGUUGACACCGUCGAGAGCAUUGCGGUGUCCACUGUCGGCACCGAACAGCGCGAGACGACCUUCACCGUCGAGGAGAGAAGGAAGGCCACUGCCGACCUUAACGUGGUCGAGGAGACCUCGCUGGUGACGGUGGAAACCGUCGUUUCGGAGAAGGAGAAAGAAUACCGGGCGGACGAGAGACCCGAGGCGAAGACGGCGGAGACCUCGAGGGCCCAUCCUCUCGAGGUCGGCACCAUUUACGGGACCUUAAUUCAGGAGUCCGAGGGCGAAUACAGCCCCUGGACGAGGCCAACCGCUGCCCUGGCGGAGAAAACCGUCGGCCAGAAGGAGCACGUCGAGGUCGUUUCCAUCGAAACUGCAGACUAUCCUGCAGACUUUGCCGACCACCUCAAGUACAUAACGGAGAGCGGAGAGGUCAAGGUCGAGCUCACCGAGGCCAAGUUCGUGAGGGAGACCCUCGCCCACGAUCGCGAGGUCGACAUGCCAGAAGCAGUGAAACCGGAGCAACGAACGGUGGACACCUCCUUUGAGGCCAUCCGCGGGAUCGAGGUCAGUCAAACCACCUCGGUGGAGAAGGAAUCCGACCUCGCGGUGUACCAACUUCCCGAGAGCCAUCGAGGCAAGCGGGUGCCCGCCUCUGAGGUGCGCUCCCUAAAGGUCGAGGUCACGCAGCCAGAGGAGGGAACCGGAGAAGUCGUGGACGUGGUCCCGACCUCGGCCAAGGCGAACAUAGGCCAGACCGAGGUCAGAGCAGGAGCGGUCACCGCGGAAACCGUGACAGCCGAGAGUGCUACUCCUGUAACCGACCUCACCGCUCCGGACAGUAAGGUCGCCGAAGUAAGCAUAAACGAGGCCUCGAGCGUGCACACGACUGAGGUCACCGUCAUAGAGAGGGAGACCGAGUACGACCGGGAGGCCCGACCUUUAGUCGAGGUCGCAUCAUCGACGACUAUCACACCUCUCGGCGCUGCCAGCCACGAAGAGGUCAGGACCGAAUCGCCGACUGGCGAGUAUCGACCUCACGUUCCAAAGACAGGAACCGCGCUUCCAUCUCAGGUUCCUUUGGAAGGUAUCACGGUCAGCAUGCAGGAGGUCGCGGAGAAGGAAGCUGCAUAUGUGGAUGAGGUCAGGCCGAAAGGUAAAACUGCCCUUGUGGAGCUAUCCGAAGCGAGGCCGGCCUCGAGCGUCCUCGAGGUCGUGGCCCACGACGCGGAGAGUACUUACGACGAGAGUGGACCUCGACCUCAAGCUGUCAGUGCCAAGCCAAUGCUGACCUCUACCACCGGCAGCGUGGCUGUCAAAUCUGAGACCAUCCCGGAACUGGGAACCGGCUCGAUCAAACCUGAAGACCUCGAAACUGCGAAGGCGUUACGCAGGAGCGACGCUCUUCAAGAACUACAGGUGACGGAGACAACCGUAGCCGAGACGGAGAAACCGAGGUCGGAAGACUUGAAACCGGAGUCGAAGAGCGCCGAAGUCGGAGUCGUCACGAGGACGGAGAAUCUGACGGUAACAGAGAUCGUCACCGAAUCUCGGGAAAGCAUUUUGGAAACAGAAGAAAAACCACAGGAACGAACAGUUAAGGUCGACCUUAUAUCUGGCCACGAGGUCGCGCAGACGCAGGAGACGGUGGCUUCGGCAAACGUGGUCGACCUCGUCGAGGAGAAGCCGAAAGGUGAGGUCGCCCAAGAAAAACAGAGUGGAUUAGAGGUCGUCCUCCAAUCGGAAACGUCGACAUCCGAGAAAGAGGCACCAUUGAUAGAGGAUGUUAAGCCCGACAGGAAGAAAGUCGACAUCGCUUUCGAGGAAGGUGAAGGCGUCGAGGUCACUUUCGUACACCCCGAGGACAAGGAGGCAGAUCUAGCAGACAAGGAACGGCCGAAAUCCGCCGAGGCUAAGGUCGACCUCGAGACCCAGCACGUCGUCGCCUCGAAGUUCGAGGUCGUAAGUGGAUCGGGCUUAGGCGAGGUCGCCGAAGUCGAGAAACCUGCGGAUCAGAAGCCGAAGACCUCUGUCUUGCCGUUUGAGGCCGCAGUGGCUGAGGUCGUGGUCGGAGGAGAGGCCGAGGCCCCGUUCCAGGAGGUCGCGAGAAACGAGGGUCGCACCGCGACCUUAGAAUUAGACCUGAACGAGAGUGUGAUCGUCUCGGACGUAGUCACAGGAGUGAAGGAAGAGGCUCUGCCAAAGGAAGAGCAACCAGAGGGAAAAUCAGCGGUGGUCGACCUCCCUGGCGACCUCAGAGGCGUGGCUCAGGUCACUGAAACGCGAGCUGAGGACAAGACCGACGAGCUGGCACCCGAGGUGCCCUCCACCGCCACAGCAGAGGUGGACCACGUCACUUUCCGGUCUCUGGUCGCAAUGGAGACCUCGACGGGAGACUUAGAGGGCACCAUGGCGGACUUCGUCAAGCCGGAGGAGAAGAAGGUCGAGGUCGGCCUGGAGGAGGGCACGAUAAGUCUGACCGUGACGCAGACGGUAACGGGAGACAGAGAGGCGGAGUACAUAGGGAAACCUCAAUUGGAAACCGAACACGCGAAGACGAGCUACGACGCCCACGGAGUGGCGACCUCGAUCGAGGUCAUCGCCGGAGGUGGGACCAGGGUCCUGGAGAGCGAGAGACCUCGAGAUCGAGUGGCUCAUCCAGAGCACGUCCCAUUCGAGAGCCUCGUCCAAACCGAGGCCACUGUCUCCGAGGUCGAGGUCGAAUUCCAAGGCAAACCUACACCUACGGCUCUUGCCAACCUCGCGAUAAACGAAAAUGUCAAUCUCACGGUGACCGAGAUUACCGCCGAGGACAGGGAGACCACCUUGAAAACCGAAGAGCAACCGGAAGGGAAAACCGCCCAGGUGGACAUGGAAUUCACUGGCCAAAUCAUCGCGGAAAGAUUUGAGGUCACAACGGAGGUCAGCGCUGAGAAGCUGGAGACCUCGAAGCCGAUCUCCGCGUCAGCCACCCCUGCAUCGAUUCCUUUGGAGACAGUCGUGAGAACGGAAACCCAACCGACCGAGGCGGAAGGUCCAUUCGAGGUCGGCCAGUUACCAGCUGGCGGGAUCGCGGACUUCUCCGUGGUCGAGGGCCAGCCCUUGACCUCGAUCUCCUACGUCACUUUACAGGACAAAGAGGGAGAGUACAAACCAGGAGAAUUGCCGGAAACAAAGCGGGUAGGAGUGCGAUUGGACGUGGACAUGCGCCCAGUCGCCGAGAAAACGGAACUCGUCCCUGACCUCGGAAUAGGAGAACUGGUCGAGGUCAAACCUGAGACAGGAACUGCCAUCCCAGAUCAGGUUCCUUUCGUGCCCCUGGAAGAGACUCAGCCAAUGGUUGCCGAAAAGGAAGGAGACCUUCCUGCAGACCUUAAACCGGAGGACAGACGGGCGAUCGUCGACUUCGAGGCCGAGAGGACGUGCACCGUGACCGAGGUCACGACCGCGGACAAAGAAACCACCUACAUCCCGGAAGUACUUCCUUCGCAGCACGUGGCCUCGCCUGGAAUCGACCUCACUCACGGAAUCGCCGAAACGACCGACGUGACGACCUCAGAUACCCUCGAUGAGAAGAGGGUGGAGUACUUACAGCCAGAAACUCGCUUGGCCUCGACCUCGCAAGAACUUUAUCGCAGUUUAAUUGUCUCCCAGCAAGUUGCCCAAGACCACGAGAAGACGUUCGAGGACAAGUUCAAGGCCGAAACACACGACGUCGAGGUCACCGUCGAGGCUGAGGAGAGGAGAGUGACUAGCGUGACGGAGAUCACGACCGGCACGAAAGAGGGCAAGUUGGAAGACCUCGACAAGGCUGCCUUGAGUCGCGAGGUCAAGCCCACCUUCGUUCCGGGAGGUUUCGAGGUCGCAGAGAAGUCGGAGGUGGUACCAGACAUGAGCACCGGUGAGGCUGAGAUAAUUAAACCGACCUCAGCGACGGCUAAGGUCGACCAAAGACCAUUCGAAACGGUCCAAAUGACGGAGGAGGUUCUGGCUGAAAAAGAGGCCGAACGGGUGGCGGACAGACUACCAGGAACCACCAAAGCGAACCUGACCUUUAACGAAGAGCAGUCCUUAACCGUCCUCGAAACAACAGCCUCGAGUCAUGUGGUUGAGGACGAAUUCGUAGAUGUGAAGCCUAAAAGAGAGGAAGUAGCCGUGCCAGCUUUCCAAGGUCAGCUGGUGGCAGAACGGACCGAGGUCUCGACCCAAGAGGCCGUUGGCCUCGUCGAGGUCACCACUUUUAAGGGGACCGAAGCCCACGAAAUCCGCGAUACCCUCGAGAGCGUCAGCGUGACGGAGGCCAUCACCAACGAGAUGCCCACGGACUUCUCCGGGAAAUUCGAGGUCGAGGAGCGACGCAUCGACGUCAGCUAUGUCGAGGGUAGGAGCAUAUCCGUCGCUCAGGUCGUGCCCGACGACAGAAUGGAGGACAUGACGACUUCAAAGGCUCCAGAAAGCAUCGCCAGCGUCGGGUUAACGAGGGUCGGCAGAGAGGUCGCCCAACGAGCUGAGGUCUUCGUCGGCCAGAACGUCGGCCUCGUUGAAGAGUUCCGAACCGAAGAACGUACAGCUCGUCCGAAACAAGACGAAUUGAUACCGGUCGUUGUCGAAGAGGUCCCUACGGCAGAGAAGGAAGCGACUUUCGAAGAUCGUCCCAGAGCGACGCCGACCUCGGCCGUGACGGCCUUCGAGGAGGGACGAGGUCUUUCCGUCGUUGAGGUCACCUCGGCCGAAAGGGAAUCCACCUUGGAAGAGCAGAAAUUACUUGAAUCGAGAACGGCUACGAGAAACAUCGUCAUCGAGCACACCUCCGUCGAGACCACCAUGGUGGAAUCUCAGGUCGACAUGAAAGACAAGCCGAUCGAGGUCAAGCCCGAGUCUAGAGUGGCCAUCCCAGGACAGGAGACCUUCGAGAGUCUCACCGUCACGGAGAACCUCGUCGAAGAGUCUGAGACACCCUUCGAGGGUAAAUUCGUUCCAACAACCCAACGAGCUAACCUCGACAUUCAAGAAGUAAGGUCCCUCCAGGUUUCGGAGACCACCACCGAGGAUAAGGAGGAGAACCUCGAGAUGACCUUAAGGCGCAUCGAGGCCAACGCCUCUGCGGCCUUCAGCGUGUUCGAGUCGGUCGAGAAGUCCGAGGUCGAGGUCGUCCACGGUACCGGCGAGGUCCUGGAAGAGAAGCCCUCGACCUCGCAGGCGACGGUCACGAGGAGCACCCUGGAAAGUGUCAUCGAAACGGAAACAACUCUGGGAGAGACCGAACUGGCGUUUGAAGGGAAAUUCCAUGCACCGGAACGGAGAGGUCAUCCUCAGGUCGAUGGCCUGACCUCGGUCACCAUCACCGAGAUCCUUUCGAACGAGGCCGAAGAAACUCUUCCGACCGAGGAGACCCCAAAAAGCAGAAAGGCCCAGCCGACCUUAACCGGAAGAGAGGUCGCAGAGACCUUGCAGGUUGUCACUGACACUACUUUGGGAGAACUUGAAGGACCCAGAGUACUAGAAUCAACUGGAACCAGGAAGGUCGAGGAGAUGAGCUCCGUGACAGUAUCCGAGGUCUUUUCGACGGAGGUCGAGGGAGAACUGAAAAGUGAGGUCAAGCCAAAGGAUCAACAGGCUUUGCCCUCGGUUUCUGGAAGAGAAGCCGUCGAGACCACCCAAGUUCUGGCUGUGGCGAACGUUGAAGAGUUCCUGGCUGGCGAGAAACCUGAGUCUAGACAGAUUCGACCGACCCUCGACGAGAUGACCUCGAUCAUGGUCUCCCAAGUGACGGAAAGCGAGGUCGAGGGGACUCUACCCAGCCCAGAGGUACCAAAAGGAAAAAUGGCAGAACCAAGCCUCUUCGGCAGAGAAGUUGCGCAGACGAUGCAGGUAUCCACUGUGAGUACAGUCUCGGAGAUGUCGAUCCAAGAAAAACCAAAAGAAGAAAAAGUGGAGUCGAAAUUCGAGCAGAUGUCAUCCGUAACCGUUGUGCAGACCUUAUCGAACGAGAAGGAGGAGACCUUACCAGCUCCGCAGCUUCCUGGAGAACAGACCGCGCGACCGAAUCUCCUGGGGCGAGAGAUCGCCGAGACAACCCAGGUGACAACUGUAAGCACCGUGGAAGAAAUGGCACCAGCAGCAAAAUUACCCGAAGAACACAAGGGCCAACCUAAACUGGAAGAGCUGACAUCGGUGACAGUGACGCAAACGGUGUCCGGAGAAACCGAAGAGACCUUACCGGAAGCGUUGGUCCCGAGUGAACAAACGGCGAAGACGCACCUCUUCGGCAGGGAAAUCGCAGAAACCACGCAGGUGACAACGGUAACCAGCGUCGAAGAAAUGGUCACACCAAGAGGCCCAGAAGAACAGAAGGGAGUGCCCGGACUGGAGGAGCUGACCUCGAUCAGUGUCCUGCAGACCUUAUCGAAUGAAGCCGAAGACGUGCUCCCAGCUCCGGAAAAGCCGACAGAGAAGACGGCGCAGCCUGCCAUCCUAGGCAGGGAAAUCGCCGAGACCAUCCAGGUGACAACGGCUACAAGCCUGGGAGAGAUGGAGAAGCCAAUCGGUCCUGACGAGCAAAAGGUCAGGCCUACGUUGGACGAGCUGACCUCGUUGACGAUCUCACAGGUCGUGUCGAACGAGGCCGAAGACGUCCUUCCCAGCCCCGAGGUCCCGAAGGGUAAGGUCGCCCAGCCGAGUCUUCUGGGCAGGGAAAUAGCCGAAGUGUCGGAGGUGACCACGGUCGCCAGCGUCGAGGAGUUCCUGAAGAAAGAGGCUCCACUUGGGCAGAAGGGAGAACGCAUAUUAGAGGAACUGACCUCCCUGACGGUUUCUCAGGUCGUUUCCUCGGAGAUAGAAGAGACCUUGAUCAGCGAAGAGAUGCCGAAGGGGAAGACGGCGCAACCUGGUCUUCUGGGUAGGGAGAUUGCCGAGACCUCUCAGGUGACGACGGUCAGCAGCGUCGAGGAGCUGGUCGUGCCAAAGGGCCCUGAAGAGCAGAAAGGAGUACCUGGAUUGGAAGAACUUACCUCGGUGACCGUGAUGCAGACCCUGUCGAACGAAGCUGAAGAGGCGAUGCCAGCUCCGGAGGCCCCCAGUGAGAAGAUGGCACAGCCAUCUCUUCAGGGUAGGGAGAUCGCAGAGACCACCCAGGUGCAUCCCGUAGAGAACGUCGGAGAGGUGUCGGAGCUGAUCAAGCCUGAAGAGCAGAAGGGGAAGCCAAAAUUGGACGAGCUCACUUCGUUGACGAUCUCGCAGAUCGUGUCCUCGGAGGCUGAAGAGGUCCUUCCAAGCCCUGAAGUCCCGAAGGAGAAGGUCGCCCAGCCUGCGCUCUUCGGUCGCGAAACCGCGGAAGUGACCGAGAUCACAAUGGCGUCCAGCGUGGAAGAGUUCGCCAAAGAGAAAGCCCCUGAAGAGCAGAAGGGAACACCGCAAUUAGAGGAGCUCUCCUCCGUGACCGUUCUGCAGACUGUGUCCGGCGAGGUGGAGGAGGUUCUCCCAGCUCCGGAACUGCCAAAUGAGAAGACGGCACAGCCCUCUCUUCAGGGUAGAGAGAUCGCAGAAACCACGCUGAUCCACCCCUCGGACAACCUCGGAGAGAUGUCGGAAGCGAUUCGUCCUGAAGAGCAGAAGGGCCGUCCGAAACUCGACGAAUUUACAUCCAUAACGGUGUCGGAGGUCACGGCCACCGAGGAAGAGGAGACCCUGAAGAAGGCCCUCGCCCCGAAGGAGGAAGCGGCUAGACCCAGUUUGCUGGGAAGAGAAGUUGCGGAAACCACGGAAGUGACGACCUCGAUCAGCGUUGAAGAACUUCUAGAAGGGAAACGUCCUGAAGAGCAGCGGGGCAAACCUGGACUGAGCGAAAUGACGGCCUUGACGAUCUCGCAGGUCACGUCUAGCGAAACUGGAGUGACCUUGCCGAGCCAGGAGGUGCCCUCGGAAGGCUCGGUGACGACCAGCCUCUUCGGGAGAGAGGUCGCCCAGACAACUGAGGUCGUCACCGUGGACCGUCUCGAAGAGUAUCUCUCCAUCGCACCUGACGAGAAGAGGGGAAUUCCAAGCGUGGACGAGCUGUCAGCCUUGACGGUCUCCCAGGUGACGACCACCGAGGAGGAGGACUUCCUGGAGAGUCCCAGAGUUCCGAAGAUGGAGGAGGCGCAGCCGAGUCUGCUCGGAAGAGAAGUUGCAGAGACUACCGAGGUCACCACCGCCCUCGCCGUCGAGGACUUCUCCAAACCCAGACACCCUGACGAGCAGAAGGGUCGCCCCGAAGUAGAGGAACUGUCCUCCCUCACUAUAUCUCAGGUACUGUCCAACGAGGUCGAAGACGUUCUACCGAGUCCUGAAGUGCCCACGAAGAAGUCCGCGCAGCCCAGCCUGCUCAUCGGCAGGGAAAUCGCCCAGACAACGGAAGUGGUUACCGACACCGACCUCGAAGAGCUAGAACGACCUCAAGGCCCCGAACAGCGGAAGGGCCAGCCGGUCAUCGAGGAGCUGACCUCGCUGACGAUCUCCCAGGUAGUCUCCGGAGAGACGGAGGAGUUCCUCCCCAAAGAUGAGGUACCAUCGGGCAGCAGCGCCCUCCCUAAGGUCACCGGAAGAGAGAUCGCGGAGACCACCGAGGUCGUCACUGCGAGGACCACCGAAAAGUUCACCGAACCCAAAGUUCCGGAGGCCCAGAAGGGAAAACCAGGUCUCGAAGAGCUGGUCUCGUUAACCGUAUCCGAGGCCACUCCUCAGGAACUCCACAAAGACCUCCCCAGCCCGGAAGCGCCGUUCACCGAGACCGCGGAGACCCGCGUUUCCGGUCGCCGUGUGGCGCAGACCUCGCAGAUCUUGACCUCCCUCACCACCGAGGAUCUCGCACUUCCGGUCGCCCCUGAUACCAAGAAGAUCACCCCAGAGCACUUGCUCUUCGAGAGCCUCGAGAGCACCGAGACUAUCCGUCAAGAGAGCGAGGCCAAGUUGACCUUAACCUCUCGAGAAGCCCCCACGGCCAUGGCCGACGUUUCCUUCAGGACCACCGAGAGCCUGACGGUCACCCAGGUGACAACCGACGAGAGAGAGACCAGGAAACCCCUGGAGGAAAGGCCCAGAGAGGAAACGGCCCAACCUGACGUAGUGCGACGAGAGGUCGCUCUCAAGACCGAGGUCCUGCCCGAGGGCACCAUCGGCGAGUUCGAGGUCGAGGGCCCCACAGGCAGGACCGCCACUCGCCUCGAUGAGGUCAGACAUGGCCUCCUCGUCACCGAGCUCCGUGCUACCGGCGAACUCGAAUCCGACCUCCCCGAGUCGACGGUCCCUCUCGCUAAGGUCGCUAGCGCGACCGUCGAGGUCGACCACCUCCAGCGAGUCGUAGAAACCACAGAAGCACGAGUCCAACAACACGAAACCACCACAUUCACACACCACACAGAUAAACACGAACAUCCGGGUAUUAAAAAGCGACCGAGUGUAGAAUCCGACACGGAGAUCACCGAAGAGUACACAACGAAGUUCAGAAGAGGGUCCAAGGACGACGAGACGGCGGCUGUAAAGACGAAGAAGACGAUCAUCAGGAAGAAGAAGCCCUCGUCAAGAGAGGAGGAGAACGUCGUGGUCAUCGAAGAAGAACUAGAAGACAUCAAGUCGUCCCUGCCCGCGAUCCCGAAGAAGCAGUUCAUGCCGAUAGAAGAGGUGACAGGAGUGUUGGACGUGGAGGAAAUAAAGCCGUCGAUAAUCGAGGAGGUCGAAGAGGCUCCUGAAGAAGAGGAAGAAGUCGAAGAGGUACCUGAAGUCGUGGAUGAAAGAAGGGAAAGCGUCAUCGAAACUCAUGCCACGAUAAAGCGGAAGGAGAAGAAGAAGAGGAUCGUUAGAGGAAAGAGCGAAGAGGAGAAGCCGGAGGAGGAAGAGGAAAUACCUGAAGAGAUUGACGAAGUGGUUCGGAUGAGAAUUCGACCAAAGAAGACGGAGGAGGUACGGGAAGAAGUGACGGUUACGGUGGAGACUACGGAAGAGGGUAAACCUAGAAAAACCACGAAGAAGAAGAUCAUUAAGAGGAAGGGCAAAAAGCAACAGGUUACCGAAGAGGUUACUGUAGAAGAGGAAGGUAAAGCGCCGGUGAAGAAGAUCAUAGAGAAACCGGAAGAAGAAGUGAUAUUCGAUGAAACUACUGAGCCGUUACCUGAAGUACAAUAUGCAAAGCCGAAGGAAUCGGAAGAAGUGAGAGAGCAGGUGACAGUAACCGUGGAAACAACAAAUGAAGGCAAACCUCGUAAGACCACGAAGAAGAAGAUAAUUAGGAGAAAAGGUAAAAAGCAGCAGGUUACCGAAGAGGUUACUAUAGAAGAGGAAGGUAAAGCGCCGGUGAAGAAGAUCAUUGAAAAACCGGAAGAAGAAGUCAUCUUCGAUGAAACCACCGAACCCUUACCUGAGGUUGAAUACAUAAAACCGAAGGAAUCGGAAGAGGUGAGAGAGCAGGUGACAGUAACCGUGGAAACAACAAAUGAAGGCAAACCUCGUAAAACCACGAAGAAGAAGAUAAUUAAGAGGAACGGUAAAAAGCAGCAGGUUACCGAAGAAGUUACCAUCGAAGAGGAAGGCAAAGUUCCGGUGAAGAAGGUAAUAGAGAAACCGGAAGAAGAAAUAAUCUUCGAUGAAACCACCGAGCCCUUCCCGGAGGUUGAAUAUGUAAAACCAAGAGAAUCAGAAGAAGUCAGAGAACAAGUGACGGUCACCGUGGAAACAACAGAGGAAGGCAAGCCUCGUAAAAUCACGAAGAAAAAGAUUAUUAGACGAAAGGGCAAGAAACAACAGGUUACCGAAGAGGUCGUUGUCGAGGAAGAGGGAAAAACACCUGUAAGGAAAGUCAUUGAGAAACCUGAAGAAGAAAUCGUUUUUGACGAGACCACGGAGCCCUUGCCGGAAAUUGAAUUCGCAAAACCAAGAGAAUCUGAAGAAGUAAGAGAACAAGUGACGGUCACUAUUGAAACCACCAAAGAGGGCAAACCUCGUAAGACCACGAAAAAGAAGAUCAUUAGAAGAAAGGGUAAGAAACAGCAAGUUACCGAAGAGGUCACUAUCGAGGAAGAAGGUAAAGCACCGGUAAAGAAAGUCAUUGAGAAACCGGAAGAGGAAGUGGAUAUUGAAGAAACAACAAAGCCCUUACCUGAAAUCGAAUUCGUGAAACCAACGGAAUCGGAAGAGGUGAGAGAACAAGUGACAGUUACUGUGGAAGAAACUGAAGAAGGUAAACCUCGUAAGACUACCAAGAAGAAAAUCAUUAAGAGAAAAGGCAGAAAGCAACAAGUUGUCGAGGAAGUCACCGUCGAGGAGGAAGGCAAGGCACCUGUAACAGAAAUUAUUGAGAAACCAGAGGAAGAAUUUGUACCUGAAGAAACCACCGAACCGCUGCCAAUCGUCGAGUUUGCAAAACCAACCGAAUCUGAAAAAAUUCGUGAGCAGGUUACAGUCUUCGUCGAAAUCACCAAGGAAGGUAAACCACGAAAGACGACCAAAAAGAAGAUCAUUAGAAGGAAGGGCAAGAAACAGCAAGUUACCGAAGAAGUCACUAUCGAGGAAGAAGGUAAAGCUCCAGAGAAGAAAGUCAUUGAGAAACCGGAAGAAGAAGUGACCUUCGAUGAGACCACGGAGCCCUUACCUGAAAUCGAAUUCGCGAAGCCGGAAGAAUCGGAAGAAGUUAGAGAACAAGUGACAGUUACCGUGGAAACAACCGAGGAAGGUAAACCUCGAAAGACAACGAAGAAGAAAGUCAUCAGAAAGAGGGGACAAAAGCAACAGGUCACCGAAGAGGUGACAAUUGAAGAAGAAGGCAAGGCUCCCGAGACAAAGAUCAUCAAACAGCCCGUAGAAGAAGUCAUUACUGAUGAAACUACGGAGACCUUGCCCUUGAUAAAACGUAGAAAACCGAAAGAAACGGAAGAAGUUCGCGAAGAGGUCACUGUUACGGUAGAAACCACAGAAGAAGGCAAACCACGAAAGACGACCAAGAAGAAGAUCAUUAAGAGGAAAGGUGGAAAGCAGCGAGUUACCGAAGAAGUUACAAUUGAAGAGGAAGGUAAGGUUCCCGUAGUGAGAACCAUAGAGAAACCUGAAGAAGAAAUCAUCGAGGACGAAACGACGGAGCCUCUUCCUAUUGUUGAAUUCGCGAAACCUAAAGAAGCUGAAGAGACCCGCGAGCAGAUCACGGUUACCGUUGAAACAACCGAAGAGGGUAAGCCUCGAAAGACUACGAAGAAGAAGAUCAUUAAAAGAAAGGGAAAGAAACAACAGGUUACCGAAGAGGUUACCGUUGAAGAGGAAGGAAAAGCGCCUGUGACUGAGACAAUUAAGAAACCAGAAGAAGAAAUCAUCGAGGAUGAAACGACGGAACCUUUACCUGCUGUUGAAUUCCAGAAGCCCAGAGAAUCUGAAGAAGUCCGCGAACAGGUGACAGUCACCGAAGAAAUAACCAAAGAAGGUAAACCUCGGAAGGUAAUAAAAAAGAAGAUCAUUAGGAAGAGGGGCAAGAAGCAACAAGUCAUCGAGGAGAUUACUGUUGAAGAGGAAGGUAAAGCCCCUGUCACGAAAAUCUUUGAAAAACCAGAAGAAGAAGUCAUCGAGGAUGAGACCACGACACCCUUCCCGAUGGUAGAAUACGAGAGACCAACCGAAUCGGAAGAAAUUCGAGAACAAGUCACAGUAACCGUCGAAACAACCGAAGAAGGCAAGCCUAGAAAGACCACGAAGAAGAAGAUCAUUAAAAGGAAGGGGAAGAGGCAACAGGUUACAGAAGAGGUCACCGUUGAAGAAGAAGGCAAGGUCCCCGUGACAAGGACUAUCAGAAAACCUGAAGAGGAUGUUGUCUUCGAUGAAAUGACAGAGCCUAUUCCUGCUGUAGAAUAUGUGCGACCGACAGAAACCGAAGAAGUGAGAGAACAAGUUACUGUCACAAUGGAGACCACGGAAGAGGGUAAACCUCGUAAAACCACGAAGAAAAAGAUUAUCAGACGAAAGGGCAAGAAACAACAGGUUACCGAAGAGGUCGUUGUAGAAGAAGAGGGCAAAACCCCCGUGAAGAAAGUCAUCGAGAAACCUGAGGAGGAAAUCAUCGAAGAUGAGACCACGGAGCUUCUACCGACCAUCAAAUACGCGAAACCAACAGAAUCUGAAGAAGUGCGCGAACAAGUGACGGUGACCGUUGAAACGACGAAAGAAGGCAAGCCUAGAAAGACCACGAAGAAAAAAGUCAUCAGAAAGAGGGGUCAGAAGCAACAGGUCACCGAAGAAGUGACCGUAGAAGAAGAGGACAAGGCGCCUGUUACGACGGUCAUCGAAAUACCUGAAGAAGUGGUCAUCACUGAUGAAACGACGGAGACCUUGCCAAUGGUGGAGUAUGGAAAACCGACAGAAGCUGAAGAGAUUCGCGAACAGGUAACCGUUACCGAAGAAACAACCGAAGAAGGCAAACCUCGCAAGACCACGAAGAAGAGGGUCAUAAAAAAGAAGGGCAUAAAGCAGCAGGUUACCGAGGAGGUUACCGUUGAAGAAGAGGGUAAAGCUCCCGUGACGAAGGUCAUCAAGAAACCUGUCGAAGAGAUCAUUUCUGACGAGACAACGGAACCCUUACCUUUGAUAAAACAUAGAAAACCGAAGGAGACUCAAGAAGUUCGGGAACAGGUCACGAUCACUGUUGAAACAACGAAAGAAGGAACACCUCGUAAAACCACCAAAAAGAGAAUCAUUAGAAGAAGAGGUCAGAGACAACAGGUCACGGAAGAAGUGACCAUCGAAGAAGAGGGCAAGGCACCUGUGACGAAUGUCAUCGAAAAACCUGAAGAAGAGGUCAUCACUGAUGAGACAACGGAGACUUUGCCUGCGAUAAAGUAUGCUACACCGGAAGAAACUGAAGAGGUUCGCGAACAGGUGACUGUUACUGUUGAAACCACCAAAGAAGGUAAACCUAGAAAGACCACAAAGAAAAAGAUCAUUAGAAGGAAAGGAAAGAAACAACAGGUUACCGAGGAGGUCACCGUUGAAGAAGAAGGCAAAGCCCCCGUGACAAGGACUGUGAAAAAACCUGAAGAAGAUGUUGUCUUCGAUGAAACAACGAUGCCAAUUCCAGCUUUGGAAUAUGGGAAACCGAUAGAAACUGAAGAAGUGAAAGAACAGGUGACUGUUACAGUUGAAACCACAGAAGAGGGUAAACCUCGGAAGACAACGAAGAAGAAGAUUAUUAGGAGGAAGGGCAAGAAACAACAGGUUACGGAAGAGAUCGUUGUCGAAGAGGAAGGCAAAGCUCCUGUGAAAAAGGUAAUUGAGAAACCGGAGGAAGAGUUUAUCGAGGAUGAAACCGCGGAAUUCAUGCCUGAAAUCAAGUUCGCAAAGCCAACAGAAUCUGAAGAGAUUCGGGAACAGGUGACGGUGACUGUGGAGACAACAAAACGUGGCAAGCCUCGUAAGACCACGAAGAAAGAGAUUGUAAAGCGAAAGGGCAAGAAGCAGCAGGUAAUAGAGGAGAUCACGAUUGAAGAGGAAGGGAAGACUCCCAAGAAAAAAGUCAUUGAAAAACCUGAAGAAGAAAUCAUCUAUGAUGAAACUGUUGAGCCUUUACCUAUGGUGGAAUACGGGAAACCGACAGAAGCUGAGGAAGUUCGAGAACAGGUGACUGUUGCAGAAGAGGUUACCAAAGAAGGAAAGCGUCGUAAGAUAACGAAAAAGAAGAUCAUUAAGAAGAAGGGUCCAAAGCAACAGGUAACUGAAGAGAUCACUGUUGAAGAAGAAGGUAAGGCUCCUGAAACUAAGGUGAUACAGAAACCCGAGGAAGAGAUCAUCUUCGAAGAAACCACAAUGCCCUUGAAGCCGGUGGACUAUGUAAAACCAAAAGUGUCUGAAGAGAUUCGUGAAGAGGUGACUGUCACCGAGGAGACUACGGAAGAAGGUAAACCUCGGAAGACCACGAAAAAGAAGAUUAUCAAGAGGAAGGGCAAGAAACAGCAGGUGACGGAGGAGGUUGUAGUUGAAGAAGAGGGCAAAGCCCCCGUGAAGAAAAUAAUUGAAAAGCCUGAAGAAGAAGUCAUGGAAGAUGAGACCACGGAACCUCUGCCCAUAGUCGAAUUUGCCAAACCAUCUGAGACUGAAGAAGUGCGUGAACAAGUAACGGUAACUGUUGAAACGACAAAACAAGGCAAGCCUCGGAAGACCACAAAGAAGAGAAUCAUUAGAAAGAGGGGACAGAAACAACAGAUCACCGAAGAAAUAACCGUGGAAGAAGAGGGUAAAGCACCUGUGACGAAGGUGAUUGAGAAACCUGAAGAAUUGAUCAUCACUGAUGAAACGACUGAGACUUUGCCUAUCGUGGAGUACGGAAAACCAACGGAAGCUGAAGAGAUCCGUGAACAGGUGACUGUUACCGAAGAGACAACCAAAGAAGGCAAACCUCGGAAGACCACGAAGAAGAGGGUCAUUAAACGGAAGGGCUCGAAGCAACAAGUUACCGAGGAGGUCACUGUUGAAGAGGAAGGAAAGGCACCUGUGACGAAGACCAUCAAACAACCUGUUGAAGAGAUCAUUUCCGAUGAAACCGCGGAGCCUUUACCUCUAAUAAAACGAAGAAAACCUAAAGAGACUGAAGAAGUCCGUGAACAGGUGAUAGUUAUUGAAGAAAUAACAAGAGAAGGGAAACCUCGAAAGACCACUAAAAAGAAGAUCAUUAAGAGAAAGGGUCCGGUGCAACAGGUUACUGAAGAAAUCACUGUUGAAGAAGAGGGCAAGGCUCCAGUGACGGAGGUCAUAGAACAACCUGUUGAAGAAAUCAUCUCUGAUGAGACAACUGAGAUCUUGCCCAUGGUGGAAUAUGGGAAACCAACAGAAGCUGAAGAGACUCGCGAACAGGUGACUGUUACCAUUGAGACCACCGAAGAAGGCAAGCCUAAGAAGACUACGAGGAAGAAGAUCAUUAAGAAAAGGGGGAAGAAACAGCAAGUUAUUGAGGAAGUCACCGUUGAAGAAGAGGGUAAAGCCCCUGUGAAGAAAACCGUGAAACAACCUGUUGAAGAGAUUAUUUCGGACGAAACAACGGAAACAUUGCCUUCGAUAAAGUAUGUCACACCGACAGAAGCUGAAGAGGUGCGAGAGCAGGUUACCGUCACUGUUGAAACCACCGAAGAAGGCAAGCCUCGCAAGACUACGAAGAAAAAGAUCAUUAAGAGGAAAGGUCCGAAACAGCAGGUGACUGAAGAAAUUACGGUUGAAGAGGAAGGAAAAGCUCCGGUGACGAAGGUCCUCAAGAAACCUGAAGAGGAGGUCUUUUUCGAUGAAACUACGGAGCCUCUGCCUGAAGUUGAAUUCGCGAAACCUGGAGAAUCCGAAGAGACUCGAGAGCAGGUUACCGUUACUGUUGAAACCACUGAAGAAGGCAAACCGCGUAAGACAAUCAGAAAGAAGAUCAUUAAGAGGAAGGGUAAGAAACAGCAGGUGACCGAGGAGGUGUCUGUGGAAGAAGAGGGCAAGGCACCCGUCACAGACGUUAUCGAACACCCUAUUGAAGAAAUCAUUUUUGAUGAAACAACGGAGCCCUUGCCUUUGGAAAAAUACGCGAAACCAACGGAGUCAGAAGAAGUGCGCGAACAAGUAACAAUAACUGUUGAAAGAACAAAAGAAGGAAAGCCUCGAAAGAUUACGAAAAAGAAGAUCAUCAAGAAGAAGGGCCCGAAGCAACAGGUGACCGAAGAGGUCACCGUUGAAGAAGAGGGUAAAGCUCCUGUGACGGAGGUUAUCAAACAACCUGUUGAAGAAAUCAUCUCUGAUGAAACGACCGAGAGUUUGCCCAUGGUGGUACAUGGAAAACCAACAGAAGCUGAAGAGACUCGCGAGCAGGUUACCGUCACCGUCGAGACUACCGAAGAAGGCAAACCUCGCAAGACCACGAAGAGGAAGAUCAUUAAGAAGAAGGGAAAGAAGCAACAGGUGACCGAAGAAGUCACAGUUGAAGAAGAAGGCAAGGCCCCUGUGACGAAGGUCGUGAAAAAACCGAUUGAAGAGAUCAUUUCUGACGAUACCACAGAGACCUUGCCUAUAGUGGAGUAUGAGAAACCAUCAGAAGCUGAAGAGGUCCGCGAGCAGGUUACCGUCACCGUAGAAACCACCGAAGAAGGUAAACCUCGAAAGACUACGAAAAAGAAGAUCAUCAAAAGGAAGGGCAAGCAACAGCAAGUCACCGAGAUCGUAACCGUCGAAGAGGAAGGCAAAGCUCCAGUGACCGAAGUCUUCGAAAUACCUGAAGAGAAGAUUCUUCAGGACGACGUCCCGAAGCCUUUGCCACGGGAAGAGUUUGCAAAACCAUCGGAAGUUGAAGAGGUGCGAGAGCAGGUGACGGUGAUCAUGGAGAGGACGCCCGAAGGCAAGCCUCGUAAGACGACGAAGAAGAAGAUCAUCAAGAAGAAGGGUAGGCAGCAACAGGUGACGGAGUUGGUGACCGUUGAAGAACAGGGCAAAGCUCCAGUCACAGAGGUCUUCGAGAACCCUGUUGAAGAGCUUCCCGAGCUUCUACCAAUCUCAGGUUUGGCCUCACCCUCCGAGGUUGAGGAAGUCCGUGAGCAAGUGACUGUCAGUAUCGUGGAGACUAAAGAAGGCAAGCCUCGCAAGACCACGAAGAAGAAGAUCAUUAAGAGAAGAGGAAGCAAACAGCAAGUUACGGAAGAGGUGACGAUCCAGGAGGAAGGGAAAGCCCCCAAAACCGAGGUCGUCGUGAAACCUAUCGAGGAAAUCCUCUAUGACGAAACAACGGAGCCUCUUCCGGUCACGGAACCUGAAGAGGCCGACGUGGUCCGCGAACAGGUGACAGUGUCCAUAGAAGAAACCGUGGAAGGCGCGCCUAAAAAGACAACUAGAAAGAAGAUCAUCAAGAAGAGGGGUAGAAAGCAACAGGUCGUCGAAGAGGUGACCGUCGAGGAGGAAGGGAAAUCUCCCGUGACGGAAGUCAUCGAAGAACCUGAAGAGGAGGUUCUUUAUGACGAGACGACCGAACCUUUGCCUCUCUCGCGACCAAUCGAGCCGGUCGAAGCUGAAGAAGUGCGCGAACAGGUUACGGUCACUGAAGAGGUUACCGAAGAAGGGAAGCCUCGGAAGACCACGAAGAGGAAGGUCAUCAAAAAACGCGGGAAAACGCAGCAGGUCAUCGAGAAGGUGACGAUCGAGGAAGAGGGGAAACCCCCUGUGACCGAGGUCAUCGUCGAACCGAUCGAGGAGAUCCUCCUUGAAGAGACCACCGAGCCCCUGCCGGUCUCUGCUCUGGUCAGGCCAACGGAAGCUGAAGAAGUGAGGGAACAAGUCACGGUCACCGAGGAAAUUACUAAAGAAGGCAAACCUCUGAAAACCACAAAGAGGAAGAUCGUAAGGAGGAAGGGAAAGAAGCAGCAGGUGACCUUGGAAGUGACGACCGAGGAGGAAGGAAAGCCGCCCGUUAAGAGCGUCAUCAAGGAACCUGAAGAGGAGGUUCUCUAUGACGAAACCACGGAAUCCCUUCCGGAUGUGGACGUAGUCCAACCAACGGAAACUGAUGAAGUUCGGGAGCAGGUGACCGUCACCCUUGAAAAGACGGAAGAAGGCAGACCUCGAAAGAUCACGAAGAAGAAGGUGGUGAAAAGGAGGGGCAGAAAACAGCAAGUCUCAGAAGAGACGACUGUCGAAGAGGAGGGUAAAGCUCCUGUGGUAACUUUCAUCGCAGAGCCGGUUGAAGAAGUUCUUCUGGAUGACACCGUAGAACCAUUACCGAUAUUAGGUGAAGAAGUUCCCGAGGAAGCUGAGGAAGUUCGCCAUGAAGUCACGGUCGCCGAAGAAGUAACACCUACGGGACAGGUGAAGAGAACCACGAAAAAGAAGGUGACUCGCAAGAAGGGUGGGAAGCAGCAGGUGACGGAGGAGAAGAAGGUCGAAGAGGAAGGAAAAUCUCCGGUGGUUACCGUGACCGAACACCCAGAAGAAGAGAUCCUAUACGAAGAGACCACCAAACUACUUCCUGUAGAACCUGCAGAGACUGUUGAGACUCUACCUAAGAAAAAGACUCCGAAGAAGAAGGUGCCGAAGAAACCCGUCUCAGAAAAGGAAGUUCAGCCGGUACCUGAAGGUAAACCCGAAGAGAAGCCUGAAGACGUCACGGACCUUGCAACCGCGAAGAAAAAGCUCAAACCUCAACUUCAGAAAUUAGAGAUAAAGGAGGUGAAGCCAACGAAACUCAAGGUGGAUAAACCGUCUCCGGAAAAGCCGCAAUUCGCGCAGAUAAAGCUGAAGAAAGCUCCGAUAAUCAAGAGGAAAGACGGAAAGAAGGACAAAUUCCCGAAAGUCCUGCUGCAAAGUCGCAUUAAGUUCUUCGACUACCCUCCAUCCCCGAGGAAGUUACAGGUCAGCGAACUGCAACCUGUUCAGGUUCAACGUGGAAUCUUGUCAAGGUCUAUAAAGGAAGCUCGUGCCCUGAAGAAGACAAAACCCCGCGAGGAGAAACCCUCCGAGAAGGAAGAGACCGACCUCGAGAAGUUGGACAAAGAGUUCGAGGCCCUGAAGAGUGUGCCUCUGGAGCAGGUCGAGGACAAGUCGGUGUACGAACGCCAGCCAAAGCCGAAGAAGCCAAAAGAGGAUGACUUGAAAAAAAUAAAGCUCGGCAAAGGUGAGGUCCCAGAGAAGCCUGAUACACAGGAAAAAGUCGACCUGAAAAAAGUACCUGAAAAGAAGCCCAAGCCAGAUGAAGAAGAGACAGCUAUCCCUAAAGCUCCCAAGAAGGUCCCGAAGAAAAAGACCCUCGAAAAAGAUGAAGAGGACCUCGAACUGCCUCGACCAGAAUUCCCGACCGAAGAAAGACCCAAGGUCGAGGAAGAGGAAAGACAGGUAGAAGAACAGCCUCAACCUGAAGAGCAGUUACCCGAGGAUGCCGAGAAAAAGCCGAGGAAACUGAAACCGAAGAAGAAACCAACCCAAGAGGUGGAGGAAGUUAAGAUAGAGCCAGGCAUCCCGAAGAAAAAGGAGCCUGAAGAGGAAGAUGAAGUUAAACGAGGUUACCGAAGGGGAGAGAAACCCGAGGAGAAGCCUGAGGAGGUCAAGCUGAAACCUUGGAAGAAACCAAAGGACUCUAAGAAAGAUGAGAAAGAAGUCGAUGACCAAAUCAAGUUCGUCCCUGAAGAGAAAGAGGACGUCGUCACGGUGGACACCAUCGUCACCGAGCAAGAGACACCCGACAAGAAAGGAAAGAUCAUCAAGAAGAGGACGCUGAAGAAACGGAAGGGAGAGAAGCCCGAAAUCAAGGAAGAGGUGACUAUCGAAGAAGAAGGCAAGGAACCGGUAACGAAGACAUUUUCCAUUCCUGCUGAAGAAGUGCCUGAAGAGCACUUUGAAGAUCUUUCACCCUUCUUACCCGACUUGGCGGAGCCUAAAGUGGUCGAAGAGACUCGCGAGGAAAUCCAGGUGACCGAGGAGGUCACGGAGGAAGGAAAGCCCAGAAAAGUGACGAGAAAGAAGACCAGCAAGAAAGUGGGCAAAGAGAAGAAGGUGACCGAAGAAGUGACCGUGGAAGAGGAGGGUGAAAAGCCAGUGACAAAGGUCGUGGAGGAGUUUGAGGAGAUCCCCGAGGUGGAGGACUACGUUCCGGCGAUCCCAGAGCCGAAGAAGAAGCCGAAAAAGCUGCGCAAACAGAAGCCGAAGAGGCCGGAGGAUGAGGAGGGACAGAAGAGCGAACAAGAACUGAUCAAGGAAAGACUGAGACCACAUUUGGUCAAGAUCGAGAUCAAGGAACAAAAGCCGAUCAAACCGAGGAUCGACGAGCCGGAAGUUCCCCUCUUCGCCCAGAUCAAACUGAAGAAAGCAGUCCCUCGAAAACCACGUCCUGAAAAGAAGGACAAAUUCCCGAAAAUUCUUCUUCGCAGUCGAAUCACUCACCAUGAUUGGCCACCUGGAAUGAAGUAUCCAGUCUUCUCCGAAAUCGAGCCAAACUACGUACAAAACGGCAUUCUUUCCCGAAACGUGGAAGACGCCUUAGCGCUAAAGAAGAUCAAGCGCAAAAAGACGAAGCCCAUCGGUAAGGAGGAGACUGACCUUGAGAAAGUAGACCUGGAAUUUGAGGAGCUGAAGAAGGUUCCUCUGGAGAAGGUCGAAGAUCUGACUCCAUACCAGCGGAAACCGAAGCCUAAAAAACCAGCCGAAGAGGAACCCGAGAAGCUGAAAAUCGGCAAGGGAGAGGUACCCGAGAAGGAGCAGCCGGAGGAGGACAAGGUAACCCUGAAGAAGGUGCCACAGAAGAAGCCCUCUGAGCCCGAGGAUGCGAAGAAAGCCCCACCGAAAAAGGAGAAGCCUGAAAAGCCGAAGGAGCCGAAGGAAGAGAAGGAAUAUCCCGAACUUCCUGGCUUCGAGCCCUACGACAUCGAAAAGGACGAUUACGACCUGGAGAAACCGGAAGGUCUGGAAUACCCUGAAGAUGAGGCACCAAAGGAAGGAAAGCCCCCGAAGAAGAAGCCGAAGUCUAAGGGGAAGAAACCCGUGCAGGAUCAGGAGUCGAUUCCCAUCGUGCCAGGUGUCCCUAAGAAGGAACAACCCGAAGAAGAGCCUGAAAAGAAGUUCCGGAUCCCUCAGAAGGACAAACCAUCAGAGGUACCUGAAGAAAUCAAGCUGAAGCCCUGGAAGAAACCAGGAGCUCCUGAAGAAGAGGCGGCAAAGCCUGCCAAGCCUCUAGAGUUCGUCCCUCGAGAUGAUGAAAGAAUUGAGGAAAUCAUCGACACGAUCGUCACUGUUGAAGAGGAAGAGGUACCCGGCAAGAAGCCGAAGAAGAUCACAAAGAAGCGCACGAAGAAGCAGCGCCCUGAGGAGGAGAAACCGAUACUCACAGAGGAAAUCGUGGUCGAAGAGGAAGGUCUUCCACCAGUUACGACGUUCACCACGUUAGAAGACGAAGAGCUUCCUGUCUUGCCCACCGAGACGAUUGUUGAAGAGUCUAAAGAAGUUGUGACGGUGACCGAAGUGAGGACCAAGGAGGGCGUGCCGAAGAGGGUGAAGACUAAGAGAGUGAUUAAGAAACGACCGGACAGGGAUGAAGUCACCGAGCAAACCGUAGUACAGGAAGAAGUACCUGAAAAGAUCUUGGAAAUCGUGCCGCAGGAGGACGAAGAGGUGGAGGAGAUCAUCGAGACUAUCGUCACUGUUGAGGAGGAAGAGGUUCCGGGUAAGAGGCCGAAGAAGAUCACGAGAAGAAGGACGAAAAAGCAGCGCCCUGAAGAGGGGAAACCGGAAGUCACGGAAGUGGUCACAGUUGAGGAAGAAGGUCUUCCCGCGGUGACGACGGUGGUCAUCAAGGAAGACAAGGAACAACCUCUGGCACCCAGUGAAACGGUUGUUGAAGAGACCAAAGAAGUUGUCACGGUGACGGAAGUCGUCACCGAGGAAGGACCAAGAAAGAUCAAGACCAGAAGAAUGACCAAGAAGCGCCCUGAAAAGGAAGUCGAAGAGCAACCAUUGCCAAAGAAGGAAGAAGUUCCUAGCGACUUUGCGCCAGAAGAUGAAGCGGAGGUUGAAGAAGUGGUCGAAACCGUUGUUACUGUCCGCGAGGAGGAGAUUCCCGGUAAAAAACCGAAGAAGAUUACGACAAAGCGGACGAAGAAGCGGCGCCCUGAAGAGGAGCAGCCGGAGAUCACGGAGACAGUCACCGUGGAAGAAGAAGGCCUUCCUGAAGUAACCACAGUAACCAUUAAACACGAAGAAGAGCAGCCUCUUCCGGAUGAGGAAAUAAUCGAGGAGACGAAAGAGGUGGUGACGAUAACCGAAGUGCCCACCGAAGAAGGGACCCCGAAGAAGGUGAAGGUCAAGCGCGUGACGAAGAAAAGACCCGACAAGAAAGAACCCGAAGAGCAACCUGUUCCGAAGAAAGAGGAAAUUCCAAGCGACGAAGAAGUCGAAGAGAUCGUAGAGAUGACAGUUACCGUUCGCGAGGAAGAGAUUCCAGGGAAGAAGCCGAGGAAGAUCACGACGAAGCGGACGAAGAAGCAACGCCCUGAAGAGAAGCCUGAAAUCACUGAGACCGUCACCGUCCAAGAAGAAGGCCUCCCAGAGAUAACCACGGUUAUUUCGAAAGAAGAGGAGGACCAACCUCUUCCGGAAGAAACGGUAGUCGAAGAGACCAAAGAAGUCGUCACGGUGAUCGAGGUGACCACCGAAGAGGGAACCCCGAAGAGAGUGAAGACCAAGCGCGUGUUGAAGAAGCGACCCGGUAAGGAGAUCACUGAAGAAGUGAUCCUCCAGGAAGAGGAAGGUAAACCCAUCACUCCACUCACCGAAGACACUACAUCGCCACCACACGAAAGACCCACACACAAAACAUCAACAAAACCCAAAGACGAUAGAAAGGUCCCCGAAGAUAUCGCGGAGAAAGUCGUCGAAGAGGAGGUGGUUCAGGAGGUGGCAAAGAAGAAGCCGAAGAAGAAGUCUCAGAAGGUGGAGGAAGAGUUCACGGAAGAAGUAGUUGAAGAGAUCGUCACCGAGAAGCCGAAGAAGGAGAAAGCGAAGCCACUCGUGGAGGAGGAAGAGAGAGUGACCAUUACGAAAGUCGAGGCUCGGGAAGGACCUGAAGAGAGGCCGAAGGAGACUCUGGUGGUCGAGGAAGAGGAAAUCAUAGAAACUGUGGAAACCCCGACGAAGAAGAUCGUGACGAAGAGAAGGAAGCCGUCGAAAGAUUUACCUGCCGAGAUCGUCCGAGAAGUGAUCGAGAAACCUGAAGAAGAAGUGAUAGUCAUGGAGGAGCAGCAAAUCGUGGAGAUCGUGGAGACGCCGACAAAGAAGGUGAUAAAGAAAAAGAAGGCCGUGCCAGGAGUGAAUGGGUUCACGGAAGACGUAAUCGAGGAAAUCGUGAUAGAGAAGCCGAAGAAGGAGAAGGCGAAGCCGGUGGUUGAAGAGCUGGAAACUGUGCAAGUGACGGAAACGGUGACUCGCGAGGGGCCGAAGAAAGAAGAGAUCAUAGAGGUGAUAGAGACCCCCACGAAGAAGAUAACGAGGAAGAGGAGGCCGUCGAAGAAGGACGACACGGUGGAAAUUGUUGAAGAGGUCGUUGAAAAGCCAGUGGAGGAGACGAGGAUCAUGGAGGAGCAGCAGGUCGUGGAGAUCAUCGAGACGCCGACGAAAAAAGUGAUUAAGAAGAAGAAGGCGAUCGUCAGGGACGACGGAGUCCCUGAAGAGGUGAUCGAGGAGAUCGUCAUCGAGAAGCCGAAGAAGGAGAAGGCUAAACCGCUGGUAGAAGAACAGGAGACCGUGACGAUUACGGAAGUAGAGACCAAGGAGGCGCCGAAAAAGAAGAAGCCGAAGGAGAAGGUGGUCGUCGAAGAGGAAGAAAUCAUUGAGACCGUGGAAACGCCCACGCAGAAGAUCGUGACGAAGAAGAGGAAGCCCUCGAAGGACCUGCCGGCAGAAAUCGUGCAGGAGAUAAUAGAAAAACCUAAAGAAGAGGUAACGGUGAUGGAGGAACAGCAGAUCGUGGAGAUCGUGGAGACCCCCACGAAGAAGGUCAUCAAGAAGAAAAAGGCAGUGGUCGGGGACGACGGAGUACCUGAAGAAGUCAUCGAAGAGAUCGUCAUCGAAAAGCCUCAGAAAGAACGAGCAAAACCGAUCGUGGAGGAGACGGAAAGCGUGACAAUAACGGAGAUCGAGACCCUGCAGGCACCCGAAGAGGUGAUCGAGACCAUAGAGACGCCUACCCGGAAGACGAUUAAGAAGAGAAGGAAGUCCGUCAAAGGAGAAGAAAUCGUCGAGGUAACGGUAGACAAGCCAAUCGAGGAGGCGAAGAUUAUGGAGGAGGAACAAGUCGUGGAGAUCGUGGAAACUCCGACGAAGAAGGUCAUCAAGAAGAAGAAGGCAGUGGUCAGGGAAGACGGGGUACCUGAAGAAGUGAUCGAGGAGAUCGUCAUAGAAAAGCCGAAGAAGGACAAGGCGAAGGGCGACGUACUUCCGUUCAAGAGCAUCGAGACCACCGUGGUUACUGCGGGAACGAUUGCUGAAGAACUUCCAGGGGAAGAGAAACCUGAAGAGGAACGAGCCGUACCUCUGCUUCAGGAGGAACAAAAGGAGACGGUCCGAGUAACGGAAGUGGACGCCAAGAAGGCUCCGAAGAAGAAGAAGAAGAAAACUGCUGCCGAGACCACGGAGGAACAACCUCGAGAAGAAGUGACGGACAUCGAAGAAGCGAAGCCGAAGAAGGUGGUAGCAGAGAGGACGAUUUUGGAGCAGGAAGGUGUCGAAGUAACGGAGGUGAUCACCGAGGUCAGCACGGAGGAUCUUGAAGAGAAGAAGCCCGAGGACAAAAAAGCCUUGCCAGGAAAGGAAGAAGAAGCUCCCUCCGUCAAGGUCUCGGAAGUUCCGGUGAAGAAAGCUCCUCGCAAGAAAGAGCGGGCCGUCUCCUCGACCGAAGAACAACCCGAAGAACGCGUCGAAGAGCUCGCACCUGAGAAACCGAAAAAAGAAAAAGCGGCGAAGAAGGUUCUUCCCAAGGAGGAGAUCGAGACUACCGAGGUUAUCCCGGAGACCACGACAGAGGAGUACCCUGAGAAGAAGAAGCCGAAGGAGGAGAAAGCGCUGGUAUCCGAAGUUGAAGAGAAAGAGAAGGCCGAGACGAAACGAGUGUCCAUAAGGAAAAGACCCGCGGUGACCAAGGAGGAGCAACCUGAAGAGGAGACCAGCGAAAUUACCCUCGAGAAACGCAAAGAAGAGAAGAUCCAGGAAGGUACCGUAAUAACGACGGAAGCAAUUAGAACUAGCGAGGUUAUCGCGGAAACGACGACCUCUGACCUCACUGUUGAAGGGAAACCCCAAGAGACGAAGGCCGUACCUAGCACGGAAGAGUUGCCGAAAGAAGCCGUGGCGACGGAAGUUCCGGUCAAGAAGGCCCCGAAGAAAGUGCCCAAGAAGAAGACGGCCAAGCCUGCCGAGGAGGAGCGCCCUGAGGAGGUUGUCGAAGAGAUCGCACCUGAAGAAGUGCCCAAGACGACAGCGGAGGAAGGUGUAAUACCGGAGAAAAGCUUACAAGUGACGGAGAUCACGGCUUCGGCGACAACGGAGGACAUCCCCGAAGAGGUCAAACCUGAAGAAGAAGUCGCGCGUCCCUCGACGGAAGAAGAGCGAAAGAAGGCAGAUGUGUCGAGGGUUUCCGUCAAGAAGGCACCAAAAGAGAAGAAGAAGGGCACCGCGGUUGAAGAGGAGCAACCCGAAGGAGUAACCGAGGAAAUAGCGCCCGAAAAGGUACCCGAAGAGAAGGCUGAAGAGACCAUAAUCCCGAAGGAAAGCGUCGAGACCACCGACGUCAUCAUCCAGGACACUGCUAAAGAACUUCCUGAAGAAAAGAAGCCGAAGAAGGACAAGGCCGUUCCGCUGGAAGAGAAGGAGAAAGAGAAGGCCGAGGUCUCGGAGGUCCCUGUGAAGAAGGCCCCGAAGAAGAAGAAGGUCACGAUCAUAGAUGAGAAACAACCCGAAGAGACCGUUGAAGAGAUGACUCCUGUCCGGCCUAAGAAGAAGGAAGCUAAGCCAGAGGUUGUUACCAGUGAAACAAUCGAAACGACCCAAGUCGUUCCUUCAGUGACCACCGAAGAACUCCCUGAAGAGGAAGUGCCAGAGAAGAAGAAGGCGGUACCGGUCGAAGAAAUUGAAGAGCGGGUCAAAGUCACCAAGACUCCUGUCGAGAAGGCUGAAGAGAAGCCUCAGGAGGAAGCUCCGGAGGAUGCACCGAAGGAGACCAAGGAAGUUCCGGAGAAGAAGGCCCCGAAGAAGAAGAAGAAGAAGUCAGUAGAGAAGGACUACCUCGAGGGAUGGGUAGAACCGGAAUACGAGAGGCCCGUUUUGGAGCCCAUGCCGGAAAAGAUCCAAUGGGAGCCGAAAAAGAAGACGAAGGAGAAGAAGACGCUGCCUGCGGAACUGCAGAAGCUGGUACCACAGACGAUCGAGAGGAAAGAGUUCAAACUCACGAAGCUGAAGAUCACGGAACCGACCGAGGUCGUGCAAUUCGCCUCCAUUAAGUUGAAGAAGGUGACCCCGACGCAGAGGACGGAUAAACCAAGUGUGAAAAUACCUAAAGUACUCCUCCGCAGUCGCAUCACCUUCGUAGGUGACUAUCCACCGGAGUUGCAGUUGCCGAAGAUAACCUACAUGGAAGAGAAUCCUGUGCAGGCAGGAGUGCUCUCGAGGAACACGAAGGAGGCGCUGAAGUUGCUGAAGGUGAAGCACAAGAUUCCGAAACUACCGGAGAAGGAUUCCGUCGACUUGGAGCAGCUGGAUCAGGAGUUCGAGGAGCUGAAGAAGGUUCCUCUGGAGGAGAUCGAGGACAAGUCGAUCUACGAGAGGCCCCCGAAGAAGCCGGCGAAGAAGGAGGAGACGCCGCAGGAGAUCAAACUGGGCAAAGGCAAGGUUCCAGAGAAGGAAGAGGUGCAGCCCGAAGCAGUGAAGCUGAAGAAGGUCCCGGAGAAGCCUGUCGAAGAGGAGGAGAAGCCGAAGAAGAAACCGAAGAAGGAGGUGCCAGAGACGGAAGUCCCCGAGAAGAAGGAGACCAAGCCGACUCCGAAACUGGAGGGAGUAGAAUUCCAGCCUCUCGACUUUGACAGACCCGAGCUCGAGAAGUAUGUUCCUGAAGAGGUCGAGGAAGAGGAGAAGCCUAAACCUGAGGAGCCGAAGAAGCCCUAUGAAAGACAGAAGAAGAAGAAACCCGACCAGGAGAUCGAGGAGAUUCCACUGAAGAAGGGCGAGCCUAAGCCAGAGGAACCUGAAGAACAACCUGAGGUGAAGUUCAGGAUUCCUACCGCAGAGAAACCUGAAGAAGAACCGGAAACGAUCACACUAAAGAAAUGGAAGAAAGACAAACCGGAAGACACGGGCACCGAGGAGUUACCUCGGGAGGAAGAUGUGACUCUGCCUCGAAAACCUGCAGAAGAUGUGGAAGAGACGGUAAAGCGAAAGAUCAAGAAGAAGCCGAAAGAAAAGAAACCAGAAGAAGCUCCUGCCGUUACCGAAGAAGUUCCUGCAGUACCAGAGGAAGUUUCUGCUGCACCAGAAGAAGCUGCUCCUGAAGUGACUCUCGUUAAGAAACCAAAGAAGAAAUCAGUCGAUGAAGGACCUACUGAGGAGGUGACCAUCUCGAAGCCAGAAGUGGUCAAACCCGAGGAAGUCGCUGAUGAAGUGACUCUGAAGAAGAAACCGCGAAAGAAGUCCAUCAAAGAAGAGGCGCCUGAUGAAAUAACCAUUACAAAAGAGAUCGAGAAAGAGGAAGUGGAGGAAAUCGUGGACGAAGUGGUGUUGAAGAAAAAGAAGAAACCGAAGGUACAACCACCCGAAGAGGAGACCAUCGAGGAGGUCACAAUCCAAAAGGUCGCUGAAGUUGUGAAAAUAGAAAAGCAGGUUGAUACUUCGGAGGAGGUAUCCUUGAAGAAGAAGCCGAAGAAGAAGCCGGUGGUCGAGGAAGUGGCUGCUGAAAUAACGAUCGAGAAACCUGUACCUGUUGAGGAAGAGAAACCGGUGGAGGAAGUUGAGGAGGAAGUCACCUUGGAGAAGCCUAAAGAGACCAAGAAAGAAGAGGUCACGGAAAAUGUGGCGAUAAAGAAAAAACCGAAGAAGAAGCCUGUCACCGAUGAGGGUGCUGAUGAAGUCACGAUCAAGAAACCCGUUCCUGUAGAGGAAGAAAAGAAGCCCGAAGAAGUGACGGAGGAGGUUACCUUGAAGAAGAAACCUAAAAGGAAAUCCGUUACCGAUGAAGGUGAUGAUGAGGUCACCAUUAAGAAACCUAUCCCGACUGAGGCCGAGGAAAAGAAACCCGAAGAAGUAUCGGAGGAGGUAACACUGAAGAAGAAGCCUAAGAAGAAACCAGUUAAAGAUGAGGGCGCAGAUGAGGUCACGAUCAAGAAGCCGGUCCCGGUCGAAGCUGAGGAGAAGCCAGAAGAGGUAACGGAGGAGGUCACUCUGAAGAAGGCACCAGAAAAGAAACCCGUUACUGACGAGGCUGCUGACGAGGUCACCAUCAAGAAGCCUGUUCCCGUUGAGGAAGAAGACAAGAAGCCCGAGGAAGUAGAGGAGUUGAUCACUCUGAAGAAAAAGCCGAAGAAGAAACCUGUCACCGAUGAGAGUGCAGACGAGGUCACGAUAAAAAAACCUGUUCCUGUGGAAGAAGAAAAGAAGCCUGAAGAGGUGUCGGAAGAGGUCACUCUAAAGAAAAAACCGAAGAAGAAGCCGGUUACCGACGAAGGUGCCGAUGAGGUCACCAUCAAAAAGCCCGUCCCCGUGCCCGAGGAGAAGAAACCUGAGGAGGUAUCUGAAGAAGUUACCCUAAAGAAGAAGCCUAAGAAGAAAUCCAUCACGGAGGAAGCAGCAGAUGAGGUCACGAUCAAAAAGCCUGUUCCUGUAGAAGAAGAAAUGAAACCGGAAGAGGUGUCGGAAGAAGUCACCUUAAAAAAGAAACCAAAGAAGAAGCCCGUCACCGACGAGGGAGCGGACGAAAUCACAAUCAAGAAACCUGUUCCGGUAGAAGAAGAAAAGAGACCCGAAGAGGUGAGCGAAGAGGUCACUUUGAAGAAGAAACCGAAGAAGAAGUCCGUCACCGACGAAGGCGCUGAUGAGGUCACCAUCAAGAAACCCAUUCCUGUACCCGAGGAGAAGAAACCUGAAGAAGUAUCCGAAGAAGUUACUCUAAAGAAAAAGCCAAAGAAGAAGCCUGUCACAGAAGAGGCUGCCGACGAGGUGACGAUAAAGAAGAUCGUGGAACAGAAACAAGAAGACGUGACCGAGGACGUGAUGAUAAGCAGGGCCCAAAAGAAGAAGAAACAGAGUGUCCCCGAGGAGGUGGAGGACGUAGAGGUAACUGUGACGAAGCCAAAGCCAAAGAAACCAGUCGAGGAAGAAACGGAAACAUCCGAAGUCGUCGUCUCGAAAAAGAAGAAACCAAAACCAGUGACCGAGGAAGUCGCUGAAGAGCUAACGGUGCGCAGGGUGGAAGAGGUCAAGGUCACCCCGGAGAAGGAGGUAGUCGAGGAGUUCACCAUAAAGCGAAAGCCACCGAAGCUUCCUCCAAAACAGAUUGAAGAGAUCUACGAGGACGUCACCCUGAAGAAGCUCCGACCGAAGAAGAAACCUCGAACGGACAUCAAGGAGGUGACCGAGGUGGAGAACGUGACCUUCAGGCCACGGACCACGAAGACGAAGGAGGACGUCGAGCAGGAAUUCAAGAUCUCGCUGAACACCUACGAGGAAGAAGACAUCUCUAUGUCCGGAAAGGUGCGACUGAAGCGAAAGAAGAAGCCCUUGACGUACUCCGAAGAGACCGGUGAAGAGACCAUCAGGAUCAUAUCCGAGGUCGAGGACGAUAGUGGGCCGGUCAUCGAAGAGAUCAUCGAUGAGUCCGACGAAGAGGCCAGAGAGGACGACUACAGCAUAGAGGAGCUGGAGACCGACGACUUCAUGUUCCCGAUUAAGCGAAGAAGACCAAAGGAGAAACCUCAACCAUACGCCGUGGAGGACUUCGAGGAGGACGGAGUGACCCUGAAGAAGCCUGGCCAAGAAAGGAAGUACUCCUACGAGGAGACGGACGAGUCGCUGGCUUUGAAGCUGAAGUCGAAGAGACGCGUCUCCACCUACGACGAAGAAGAGGCGACUCUCAGCAUCACCCGGGAAGAGGACAUCUACGAAGAAGAUGAAACGGUGGAGUACAUCGUCAGAGAUGGAGACGCGAUGCAUGCAAUCUGCUCCUACGUCGCCGAAACGGACGAAGCAAUUGACCUAGUCGAAGGCGAAAAAGUCUACGUGAUCGAGCAUACCAACUCGGACUGGUGGUUCGUGAAGAAGCACCUGACGGAGGAGAAGGGUUGGGUGCCAGCCCAAUACCUGCUGAACGAGGCGCACUACACAAUUUACCUGCAGAGCAAGCUCAACGAGAAGAUCGACAAGCUGCCCGUCUUCGAGAAACCUGCGCCUGGGGAGAAGUCAUCAGCUCCGAGGUUCAUCGAGAAGCUGCAGCCCAUCCACACCCCUGACGGAUACACGGUCCAAUUCGAGUGCCAGGUGGAAGGUGUUCCCCGACCCCAGAUCACCUGGUUCCGGCAGACGGCGAUCGUGAAGCCGUCUCCGGACUUCCAGAUGUACUACGACGACGACAACGUCGCGACCCUGGUUAUUCGCGAGGUCUUCCCUGAAGACGCGGGAACGUUCACCUGCGUGGCUAAGAACGCGGCAGGAUUCGCCUCGUCGACGACGGAACUGAUAGUGGAGGCGCCUCUUUCGGACCAUGGGUCGGACAUGACGGGUCCUUCAAGGAAGAGCAUGUCAAGGGAGUCGUCGCUGGCUGACAUCCUGGAGGGCAUCCCACCGACGUUCUCGCGCAAGCCCAAAGCCCGGUGCGUGGACGAGGGUGAGGACGUGAUCCUGGAAUGCCGAUUGGUGGCCGUCCCGGAACCUGAAAUCGUCUGGUACCGAGAGGGAACUCGAGUGACCACCAGGGAAAACGUAGUCGUCGCUACCGAGAGCGAUAUGCACAUGUACUGCAGCGUCCUGAAGAUCACCAAGACCGAGAGAAGGCAGGAGGGAUGUUACAAGGUGGUGGCCAAGAACAGGGAAGGUGAAGCCACUAUCGAGAUCCCUCUCAAGGUGAGAACGGGCGAAAAGGAGCCUCCGGAGAUUCUGGAGCCCCUGAGGUCUUUAACCGUCAGGGAGGGAGAAACCGUCGUCCUCACCACUCAGAUCGUCGGAAAUCCCAUGCCCGAAGUCACCUGGUACAAAGAUGGAAAACCCCUGACCACAGCCAAAAAGGACGGGGACACGAACACCUUGACCCUGGUCAGGCCUCAGCUGCCGGACUCUGGAGAGUACACGGUCGUCGCGACCAACGAGCUUGGAAAGGCAGAAACCACCGCCAGCCUCACCAUAGAGAAAUUACCAAGCGGCGCACCCGAGCCACCUCUCUUCACCGAGCGCUUCCAAGAGUUGACGGUACCUGAGAAAGGAACCUUCAGACUAGCAGCCAAAGUCACCGGCAACCCCGUACCCGAAGUCACCUGGUUAAGAAAUAACAAACCUUUGGAGAAGACCCCCAACGUCACCGAGAGCUACGACGGCGAGAACAUCCUGUUGGAGAUCAGAAACGCGGAUUCCGAGGUGGAUGCUGGCGAUUACAAAUGCGUGGCCAGCAACCCGGUCGGAAAGGCAUCUCACGGUGCGAAAGUCACGGUGGACGUGGAAAAGGUGACUUUCACGAAGAAGCUGGAAAAGAAGAUAACGGUCGACGAGUACAAACCCCUGGAGCUGAUCUGCGAGACCUCGCACACGGUCUCGACGACCUGGUGGCACAACUCGAAGGAGAUCAGCGGUAUGGACCACCGGGAGAUCAUCCAGGAAGGCCGCACCCAUAGACUGCUGAUCAAGAGGUCCAGUUCAAAUGACGAGGGCACUUACAAAUGUACCGUGAAAAAACAGAGCACCUCCUGCGAGGUAACGGUCAGAGCCACCAAGCCGGAAUUCGUGCGGAAGCUCAUCGACUGCGAGGUGAAGGAGCGAGAAGUGGCCAUCCUCGAAGUAGAGAUCACGUCGCAAACCGCCGACGUCACCUGGCAAAAGGAUGGCCAGCCCCUGAAACCAUUGGACGGGAAAUUGGAAUUCGUAAAGGACGGCAACGUGAGACGACUCCUGGUGAGAAGUACCUCGGUCCACGAUGAGGGAGAAUACACCUGUGCCCUCCCUGACGAGGAGUGCACCGCGGAGGUCGUCGUCGUGGAACUGCCGCCGGAGAUCAUCACGAGGAUGAAGGACGUGACCAUCGCCAAGGGUGAGAAGGCAAUGUUCGACAUAGAGCUGACCAAGGGAGACGCUCUGGUCCGCUGGUUCAAGGACGGCAAGGAACUGUCCUUCUCCGACCACGUGCAGCUGGCAAUUGACGGAAAACGUCAGAAAUUGGUCAUCUACCACUCGGAAUUGGAGGAUGCUGGAGUGUACUCGUGCCAGGUCGGACAGCAGACGUCCACGGCGAGGCUGACCGUCGAAAAACCUGACGUCGACUUCAUCACCAGGCUACCGGAAGUCACGCUGGUGCCAUUGAACGAGGACGCCGUCUUCUUCGUAGAGCUCUCGAGACCGGACGUCCCGGUUAAGUGGUUCAGGAAAGGGGAAGAAAUCGAGGACGGGCCUAAGUACACCAUCAUCGACGAGGGUCCCGUGAAGAAGCUGAUCGUCAUGAACUGCACCAUCGAGGACGCCACGGAGUACAGCGUCUCUGCCCUGAACGUCACUAUGUCAUCGAACCUGAAAAUAGAAGCGGAAGACGCGCCGCCAGAGAUCAGCGCGGACUCUCCGAAAUUGUGCAAAGCGAAAAAGGACGACGAUGCCACAGUGACGAUUAAGUAUACAGGAGUACCUAAGCCGACUGCCGAAUGGACAGUGAAUGGAAGAAUCGUUCCCAAAACGGAGAGAACAGUCCCCAGCAUCACCGAGGAAUCUGCGAGCUUGACCAUCCGCAAGGUGCAAGAGGAGGACGCUGGAAAUUACACUCUGAAGUUGACCAACACCUAUGGAGAGGCAACCACAUACGUGGAGCUCGUCGUCCUGCGCAAGCCAAGUAGGCCUCGAGGACCACUGGCCAUCAAGGACCUAGGUCCUGACCAUUUAACUCUGGAAUGGAGGCCACCGAUGGACAACGGUGGCCUCGAGAUAGACAAGUACAUCGUCGAGAAGUGCGAAACGAGCAAGAAGGUCUGGACAAAGGUCUCCGACGUGGAGAAAAGUGUACAGAGCUUGCUCGUGCAGAAAUUGCUGCCGGACUGCGAGUACAUGUUCAGGAUCGUCGCGAAGAAUCCUGUAGGCUCCUCGGAGCCCCUCGAAUCGGAUGCCGUAACUCUAAAACACUCCUACGAAAAACCAGGACCACCGAGAGGGCCUCUAGAGGUGUCCGGGAUGACCAAGACCUCAUUCACGAUAAAGUGGCAGCCUCCCGAGGAAGACGGAGGCGCGCCUAUCUCGGAGUACCUCGUCGAGAUCAAGGAGACAUCGAAAAAGACAUGGCAGAAGGUCGGUUCCACCAAGGGAGAGACCACCAACAUCAGCGUCUCCGACCUGAAAACGGACGUGGCCUACGAUUUCAGGAUAACAGCGAGGAACAUCGCAGGAUCGGGUCCUCCGUUCCUGUCGGAGGAGCCGAUAGUCGCUGGCAAGCGAAUCACACCACCAUCGUGCCCGCUUAACGUCCAUGUGACCGCGGUGACCAGCAGAAGUGCGACCAUCGCAUGGUCACCACCUUCCAGCAAUGGAGGCACGGAACUUACAGGGUAUGUGAUAGAAAAGAGGGCGCUCGUCGGUAAAGGGGCAAGGUGGAGCAAAGUGGUCACCCUGGAUGCGAAUACCCACGAGUACUGCAUCGACAACCUGAAGGAGAGCGAGUUCAUCUUCAGGGUCUUCGCCGAGAACUGCAUGGGCCUCAGCACGCCAGCCUCUUCGGAGCCAGUAUUGCUGAAGACUCAUGCGACGGUUCCUUCGCCCCCGACUGCGCCUCUGGAGAUCAGGCAGAUCGCCGGGAACACGAUCAUGCUGGAAUGGGGCAGACCGGAGUCGGAUGGAGGUGCUCCUUUGGAGGGAUACAAGAUAGCGAUCCGAGACAUGAGGAAGACCAUGUGGAUGGAGGUCGGCCGAGUGCGCGCGGACAUCCAGAAGUUGACCAUCAAGGACCUCCAGGAGAACCACGACUACCUCGUCAGGAUCUUUGCGAGGAACGAGGUCGGCCUGAGCGAGCCUCUGGAGUCCGACGAGCCCUUCAAGAUCGUCCCCAGCUCCGAAUUAACGGUGGUGGAGCCCCUUGCCGAGGCCACCGACCGAGGAGACACGCCAUCCCUAAGCUACAGCACGGAAAACACGAGUUCCUGGCUACGCGAGAACAACAUGGACGCGGACAUCCAUUCGUACGCUCGCGGCCGGUUGCUGAGGAAGGACGAGUACUUCUUCCGCAUCUGGCAUUACGCUAAAAAGCUCUUCAAAUAAGCGACGACCCCAGGUCCUCCAUACUUAGUCAAGAGAAGAACAAGAAACCAAGUAACAUCCCUCCGGGGAAGUCCCGAUCCCCCGGGAUGCAGGAGGAGCUCAAUGGACCAAUACCCCGGGUACUCCGGGGAUCUUUUUUCCCGGAAUAUUCCCAAAACACGGGUCUAGCCCGUCUCCAGACUGGACGUAGGUAAGCCUCUCCAGGUCUACGCCCUAGAGCAAAAAAAUGGUAAUGUCAUAAAACGGGAGAAAAAAGUGCAUAUACAUAUACGUAUAUCUAUUUAUAAGAACGUGAGUCCGCAGCCCCAUUAGAGGGGCUCGGAUUCGCUACGCGUUGACUUUUCCAUACGGAGAGCUAAACAGACGAAACCACCCGCCGUAGAGGCGACGCCAUUGCGGACGACUUGUGAUAAUCGUUAAUUCGCGAGGCGCCAUUUAUAUGUCUCGUCUCGCCCAGAGCGAGGCGGCGGGUGGUCCUUACGUUAACUACUUAAGUAAGCUUGCGAUCAUCGUACCUAGUAUUUAUUACACGCCACCGCGGCGACCACGUCGCCGACAAGAAGGAGAUCGUGGAGGAUUAUAAUGUACAUUUCCUUGGGUUACCGCGACGAGUCGUCCAGAGCCUAAGGAGCCUUUAACAGGAGAAGCGCCAUGUGGAGUCGGUAUUGCGAGACGUAAAUAUAGGUGCUAACAUCGACGAUAUUUACCGAUUCCAUGUCGCGUCCCUUCUCCGACACCCAAGCGAUGUUAAACAGUUUCAUGGGGUUAAUAAAGUGAUGCAGAAUAUCUUCGAAAA